Molecule: messenger RNA, 47142 nt
Organism: Pelobates cultripes (western spadefoot toad)
Lineage: Eukaryota; Metazoa; Chordata; Amphibia; Anura; Pelobatidae
Source: the annotation of a GenBank genome assembly
AUGCCGCUCCCUCCCCCGGAGGAGGGCUCUCUAUGGUCUCCCGGAGCAGUGGCUCUCCCGGUGUCGGUGGCCCGGGUGGACACGAUGUCCCUGCUGCCCGCAGUGCUGUUGGCUUUGCUGCUGCUGGCGGUGUGCGCAGUGCUGCUCGGACGGUGAGAUAGCCCCCGGGGAGGUGGGGCUGCCAUGGGACGUGGCACUGAGCUGUCAGUGAGCUCUCUGUCACAGGGACAUUAUUAAUUAACCCCUGCAGGGCCAGGGGCCAGGGCUGGACAGGGGGUCCGCCUUCAGCUGUGCUAGGACUACAACUCCUUCAAUGCUCAGUCAGCACUGAGAACCAUGGGCAUUGCAGUCCUAUAGCAGCUUGGGGUUCUACAUUCUGGACAGCCCUGAGAUGACAUUCUGCUGUUUUCUUGUUAAUGUGUGGGUAAUACUGAUAUAGGCAUGGUGUGUGACAUGAUUGCAGCUCUGGCACAGCAGUCAGGUGGGUCAGUCGAUGAGAAGAUAAUGGUAAAUAUGUCCCUAGGAUUCCUAUUAGCCAUAAAAUGCAGCUAGUAACAGGGUCUGAAAUACAAGUCUCAUGAUGCUGAGCCAUGUUUUGGCUGGUGGCAAAUCAUGCAAGUUGUACUCCAGCAACAGGUUGAGAAAGCAACCAGUAGUCCUGUAAGGGGAAUUUAUCAAGGCAUAAACAGUUGCUAUUUGGGGGCAAAGUCCUUUAGUAAGGGGCAGUCACCUUGGAAACCAGUUGGAUGUCUCUCAACAUGUAGCACCUGUUUUGCCUUGAUAAAUUUACCCUAGUGUUAAAAUGCAGCCUGUUGAUAUAGAGAGUGUACAAUAAUAAUAAGGUUUGGUUGUGGCAGUAGUAUUCAUUUGAUAGUUAAAGGGACACUUCGGUCACCAAAAUAACUUAAUCUAAAUUAAGUUGUUAUGGUGCCAGGAAGCUCCAUAUGCACUCCUACCGAAGUGUGAUUCCAACACCGAUCUCAACUUGCACCGGUGGCAUUCGGCUUCUUAAUCACAGUUUAAAAAAGCCCAAAGUGCUGCCGGGCAGGGGCACCGCUGAUUGUAAACGUACUGAAAGGUACCAGUUUUACCACUUGGGCAAAUUGAGAUCGGCACUGGAGAAACACUUUGGGGUUAAACCAUUCGAGCAUGGUUUAUCCCCUUAAGAUAAGAGUGAAAUUCCAGCACAGUCAUAUUGAUUCUACUUUUAUGACUCAUUUUUCAAGGAGGGUGACAGUGCCGCCUUAAAAUAUUAAAACCUUUUAAUGCUGAAUGGAAGGACAGCUCCAGGGGUCUCCAGAUAUUAUAACCACUUUAAUGAGAUGAAGCAGUUAAAGUGCCGACAGUGUCCCUUUAAUGAGACCAUGCAUGUGGGUGGGCAAGAAUUCUUCUAACCCUUUUUUCUUCUACAACAUGCUGCAUGAUUGAAUACGAACAUUUUUCAGAGUGCAGAGAAAUACGAGUGGUGUAGAACACAGAUAAAGUGCACAGCAUGCUGAUACAUUUUAUAAUUUCUAACUUCUUUUAUUUAACAAAUUCUGCAUUUUUAAAACUAAACAGUGAGUUGAAAAUCAGGUUUGAAAAUGUAUGCCAGAGCAUACCACCACGCACAACUGUAAAACAUGUGAUUAUGUGUUGUCAGCAACACAUGCCAUGACUGUGAGACUUUAAACAAUCAAGUAUUCCAAAGGGGGAAAAAAGCAUGAUAACUGGAAGUCAUUUAUUUACUAUGGCACUGCGCAAAUUAAAAUAAAGACGUUUCGUUUGUGGAAGCUGAUGUGGCCUUAUACUAAGCAAAUAAAUAUGCUAACUUGACUAGGCCUGCAAACAUUGCAGAACUGAUUAAGAAGUGACCAGGAGUUUCCUUUAACCCCUUAAGGACCAAACGUCUGGAAUAAAAGGGAAUCAUGACAUGUCCUUAAGGGGUUAAAGGAAGACUCGAAGCAGCAUAAUCGCUACAGGCUACAUGGUUCCCUGAUGUCUGUUGGUUAGGAAUUUCUUAAUAAAAUGAGAGGUAGUUUUUAUGGUUCUUAGAGUGCUCUUUUAAAAGUAGUUGUACAAGGAAUUUUAUUUUAUACAAUUUAUUUUACAAUUUCUAAAAGGACACUAUAGGCACCCAGACCACUUCAGCUAAUUGAAAUGGUCUGGGUGCUCUGUCCCAGUCCUCAUAACCCUGCAGUUGUAAUUCAUGCAGUUAUUGAUAAACCUUGCAUGGUUAACUCCACUUCUACCAGACAAUCACUAAAGGGAUAUCCAGGUGGUUAGGUGACUUUUGUUUGCCUAACUGACGCUGGACGUCCUUACGCUGUGCACGAGGACAACCAGCAGCACCUAAACCCCCAUAGGAAAGUAUUGAGCAAUGCUUUACUCUGGGGUAGGCAUAUGGACAUUAGGUUCCCUCCGCGGCUGUCGGCAGAGGCGGAGACUGACCCAGUGAUGAACAUCAGCGCUGGAAUCAGGUUAGUGACAGAAGGGUUUUUACCCUUCUAGCGCCAAAGGGGAGGGUCUGUGAGGGAGAGGGUACUGUAGAUCACUAUAGUGCUAGAAAACAACUUUGUUUUCCUAGCACUAUAGUUUCCCUUUAAAGGAGUACUCCAGUGUUAUGAAUACAUUUAUUUGGAAUUCUGGAGUGUUGUUAGUCUCCUGGUCCCUUUUUAGCUAUCGCUAGUCCAACAUCAACUUCCCUCUAAUCCAGUGGUGAGACGGUCCUUCACAACAACUUCACUCUACCUACCAAGACAUUAUCACUACUGAUGAUCCUCCGGCCAAUAGAAUAUUUCUGAUAGAAAAGCACUUGAAGGCAGGGAGCAUGGGCUCAAUCGCCGUAAUGUGAAAACUAUGCUUUCAUUACUUUCAGCUUUGUGGUGUGUCGAAAAAUCUGUCUCCUUUAUAAAAAUGUUGAUUUCUCUUGAAAUCAGCAUGUCUAUGAAAUGUAAAUGAUGGGUACUCUGUUAUCCCCAAAAAACCAAUCAAUCUUCGAGUGUUCUUGUUGUUUGCUUAUCAUUUAUUUAAAUGAAGUCUACAUGUUAGGGUUUAUUUAAUAAAUAAUGAAUUGGAAUAGUCACCAUUUAAACUAAAAAUGCUAAUUUUGAGAAGUGCGUGCUUUGCAAAUUGGCUUUUAAUUAGGUUUAACUAAUGGGUUUUUUCUUGGGGCUGUGAGUAACCUUUAUGGCCUCUUAGCAAAACACAGAGUGCUAUGUGCUGAGGUUUCAUGCUUUGAACAAGAGAACCACCCAGUAUGUCCUGCAAGAACAAUAUAGGGCUGUGUCCAUUCAUCUUAACCCCUUAAAGACACAAGACGGAAAUAUUCUGUCAUGAUUGCCUUUUAUUCCAGAAGUUGUGUCCUUAAGGGGUUAAUACCCUACUCUUUCCUCCUAGUAAUGUUUAUACAAGAUAGAUCAUACUUUAUGGGAGCUGUCUUAUUUUUUUUUUUAUUUGCAAUGUUUAUUUUGUUUCCUCUUGAUUAUGUGUAGCGCUUUCUCUUCAUUCAUCUUUUUAAAUGCUGCAGCAAUAUAAAUUUCUAUAAAACUAAGAAGUUAAUUCUAAGAGAUGUUAACUAACAACAACUUAUUGUGCUUGUUCUGUUUUUUUCCCUCCUUUCUUUUAAGCUUGUCAGGUUCAUAGAAGUUUUAAACACAAUAAUUAAUUUACUACAAUGAACAAUAGAGAGAGGAUUUAAUUUUAAAAAACACUGGCACUUUAAUCUGAUCCUCAUCUCCAAAUUAUGCAGUCCGUGUAGUCAAAUCUUUCCAGGCUUUAGAAAGUUCAUUCUAGACAAAUAUGUGAAGUGACGUACAAAGGCAUGCACAUGUACUUAGUACUUUAACCAUAACCGUGGCCUAGUCUUGCGUUGAUUGUUUCAAUUGAGAUUCAGUGUCCAGGGCAGUGAUAGCUAAUAUUGGCACCCUAGAUGCCUGUGAACUUAAUUCCCCAUCCAUCCUUUAGUUUGAGCUUAAUGGAAAAUGUUAUUCACAAACCUCUGGGGUACCAGUGUUAGCCAUCACUGUUUUAAUUAUGGAAUUUCCAGAUAAAGACAGCUGUUACACUUUAAGCGUGCUGGAGAUCUAGUGUUGCUCGACCAAUAUUUAAAAGUUGGUUUAAAAAAAUAAAUAUAUAUAUUAAAAAUGCUUUAUUUUUAAUGUAGUAUAUGUUUAACUAUUAGCCUAUUUAAAUUGCAAGGUGAGUAUUUUUAUUGGCAACAUUUAGCUGUACUGGUCAACACAGACUUUCCUGGCAGCUGGAAUGUUAACGAAGAUUUUAGCUUGAGGUUGCUUUGAUUGUUUGUUUUAGUAAGUAUUACACAACUAAUCAGUCUGGCACAUCACAGCACCCUCGUUAGCAGUCUGCUCUGACAAAUCGCAUACUUAACACCUGCUAAUUCCUACAUAUUUUGUCACAUCUCAAUACUGCAGUGGAAGUCUCCCUGCUUAUCACAUUGGCCCUAGUGAAUUUAUGUGUCACUACACAACCAAAUACCGGUAUAUUGUGUUUACAGUCUGAAUAAUAGGGGAUUAGAAUGCUCUUCUUUUUUAAAUUGAUUUAUAAGCAAAAAUUAAAUGUAUGUACAUGUGAUAAGCAUUUUUAAUGCUCGGUACGUAACCAAGGCACAUUGCUUCCUGCGUUAGAAUAAUUUGUUUUAAUUUGACUCUCUGUAAUGCAGUAAUCUGCAAUUGGACAUUCUCAAAUCCUUCCAAUCGUUUUUAAAUGACCUCAUAAUAUCAACAAAAACAAAUUAUUUAUACAAACUACUUCCUAAACACAUAUACUGCAGUUUAAUUUAACAUUAACGCCGGCAGUAUUGAUGUGGAGCUCUGUAGUGUGCCAAAUAUAAUGAGCUCAUAGAAAACUCUCAACUAUGAGAUUUUAAACAAUAAAACCACAAUAUACACCAAAGAAGGACACGUAGCAUAUGUAUCAUAGUGCUAAGAAAAUCAGUUGUAAAUGCUUGAGAAAUUGGAUUAGAAUUGUAGUAGACUUUUCAGACUAUAUAUAUAUAUAUAUAUAUAUAUAUAUAUAUAUAUAUAUAUAUAUAUAUAUAUAUAUAAUAUUUUUUUAUUUUUUUUGAUAUGCCAUAAAACAGGCUGCCUUAGAUCAUAGUGUAAGUCAAUGGGAGAAAAAUGGCUUAUUAUCUGUGUGAGUGUAUUCUUGUUAAAAGAACACUCCAGACCCCCUAAAGCACUUAAUCUUGCAGAAGUGUUUAUGUGUGAUGAAUGUGCACUGCUUUAUUUCAAAUUUUACGAAAAGUGUAGAUUUCAAUAGGUUUUGGCACAUUUAUAAAUUACCUUGUUACACCUCCCUGGCUGUCAAUCAGACAACCAGACCUGUUACUUCCUGGUUUGUUUAGUGCAGUGGAGCUAAACUGAAGAAGCAGCACUUGCCCAGAGAAUCCACCUUGCAAAGACUUCUCUUUGAGCUGCAUUGGAAAGUCUGUUAUUGGACAGCGACAGAAAGUCUGGGCCGGGUUAGAAAGGGAGGACUGGCAAACGCUGCGGAGCUGUAUAUACCGUGUAUACCUCCAAUGGAAAAUGCAUAAUUAGCCUCAUGCAUGUUUUCAUUGGAGCGUAUCUCUACUAAGUAAUUAUUUAUUUUAUUUGAGCAGUGGAUUUUAUAUUUGCUAGGUGGCAAUUUAAAAAAAAAUGUUUUGUUUUUUUAAACAAUAAGUAUUGUUUAACAGUUGUUGCAAAGGUGUGCAAAAAAAGUAUGUAAACGCAAUAUAAUUGUAUAACAUCGAUGACCUGUUGUAAUUGUUUUUUUUUUUUCAUGUGUGUGGCUGUCCCAGAUGGCUGCUUUAUCGCCUGGCUACUAACUGGUGCCAGAAAAGGCUGGGAGCAGAUUUGAAGAUUGGAUCAGUGGGCUUUUUCUGGCUUCAGAACAUCAGCUUGAAGUUUGGGAGGCAGCAACAACAAAUUGUGGUGCGCACCCUUUUGCUCUUGUUUAUGAACUCAAAGGACUCGAAGACAUAGGACUACUCUGAUUUUAUUUGUUUGUUUGUACAUUUAGGUAGACGAGUGCAUGUCCUUGUAGCUGCAGUCUGGAUAUUUUUAAAUGCCUUUCGUUUCCUGUGCUUUGAGUUUCUGUGUAUUAUUACAAGGCAGUCUAUGUAAUGAUAUCCAGGGGUAAUGCAAUAUUUCAGCAUGUUUUUGUGAGAUGCCACUGAUUAGUCCACUGUGUGUCAGAAUGGCUCCAAUCAAUUCAGUCUACCAAACAGGGUUUUUACAGGAAAUCUAGUAUUUGAUGAGCGCACAAAUGCUGUGUUUAGAGACUUUUUUUCACUAACUGUGAGUAGUGGUGACUUGACAAUCGAUUUUUGCACAAAUAUAAAAGUGGAAAAACCUUUCCAACCCUUAUGGCUUCUCUGUUUUGGUCUAGAACAGGGGUAGGCAACCUACGGCACUAGUGCCAUGCACGGCACUCGAGGUGUCUUUGCACGGCACUCAAGGCUGCUAGAGCCAAACGCACUCUGGCCUAUCAGGAGUCCCAAUAAAACUUCAGAUAUCUGCUAAUACGAAGAGGUGGUGAAGGACAAUCCUCAAUUUAUGCAUUGCAUCACAUAAGGGAAGUGAUGAUCAGAUCACUUCCUUCCAGCACUUGUGAAUGGGAAUCCACACUGUAGUAGAGCAGCCCUCGACAGCUAUCGCAGCUCCUGUCCUUGACCUGAACCUGGCCAGCCUGGUCCCCACUGGAACCCAGGGAACCCACCCACAAUGCUAGAUAUACACGGAGCUGCAGAAUAACCCUCCCCUCAUACAACUAAUAUGAACAGCACACACAACACACAAUCCCCACAAACGCAACACCACUAACAAUCCACAUACAUGCACACAACCCCACAUGCAGCCUCUCACAUGCAAUACCCCAAACACCCCAACACAUACACACACUACCAAAUACACAAUGUGACAAAUCCAUCCACACACAAGUCCACAAGCAGCCCACAUUCAUAUGUAUCAUACACAUUACCUUAAACUACUAAUGAACAUAUACAAUAUAAUAGCUCAUAUACGCACAAAUACAACGAUACAAAGCAAUUACAGUAAAAAUAACACAAGCAGAAUAUGGCAGCAUACACACCUACGGGACAUCACCGGCACGCUACGGGACAUCACAAUCCUAUAUCGGCACAGUGCUGCUAAAAGGUUGCCUACCCCUGGUCUAGAAUGUACAAUUCCUUUUACAACUCCCUACUAUUUAUGGUUUAGGAAAUAUAAAUUGUUAUAAUAAAGAAGAGGUAUAGCCAAGUAGUUAAGAUUUAACUAUUAUUGAUGAAUCUAGUACUGAUUAUGUGUGAUUUUUUUUUUUUUUUUGUUCAGGAAGUUAAUUUACCUGCUUGUGUCUGAGACAGAACAAAUAACUAAUCUAUUAUGCUAAGACUGAUGUUGCCAUAUCUUGUUUCAGGAUAUUGAUAGUAUCUGGGUAUCUAGCAAGAUAUUGAAUCAUGAGUUGCCGUGAGUAUCUUUAUGGUUCCAUUAUGACAAGCCCUCCCUAGCAUAUAUCUUUCCGGAUGAUUCAUUUUGGAACUGGACUGCCCUUAUGUGCUCCCUCUGAGUUCUCUUAUUCUUGGGUUUUAUAUCUUACGGUGUCAAAGAUUUAUAUGCAUGGUCUCUGUUUGUAUUGCUCACAGUGUUGCACUUGUACAGUAAAAUACACAAUAAACAUUUUAACUCUGACACAUUGUGCUUUAUAAAAGGAAAAUGUGUAUUUUUGACCAUUAUGCCUGCUCUCUUGAAUUGGCGAUCUUCACAUAAGUUUUUUUUUUUUUUUUUUUAUCCACACCAAUGCUUAUGAUUUUGCAUAACGUAUAGAUUAAAUUUUGACACCUUACAGAAGCUUCCAGUAUUAUGCACAUGUUUUAAGGAAUACAGGGUCCUUUUGAUGCUAGCCUGUUUUUUUCCUUUAUUACAAUUCAUUGUUCUUUGAUGUCUCUUGCAUUCAUUCUUUGUGAGAUCUCUGUAACUAUUCUUUGUUAUUUUCAGUCGAUACUUUGCUAUAUGCUUUGGGGAGGUGCGCGUUAGAACAGACCUUAAGGGGACAUCACACACUCAUCACCAUGCACCCAGUACUCCAAAUGAGGUUCCUGGAGAGAAUAAGAAGACUUUUCUCAGCCCCUCACUUCGUAAAAUAUUUUCUCAGGUAACACAUUACUGUUGUUUGCUUCACUUGAUGUACAUUGUAUUAGAUACGGUACUCGCUCCAUCCCAAAGACUCCAAGAUCUGCAAAGUUGAGACAUCUUUUGUGCAUUUCCGUUAUACUUACAUGUGUAAGUGUUAGUUGCUUAUUUUUAUGUAACAUAUGAAAAUGAAGUGGAAUACUGUGAAAAGUUUUAAUAGUGUCUUUCUGAUCCAACUAAGCAUUGUCCUAAUAGAUUGUUGUAAUGUUAGUGCUUAGAGAUUAAGGAGAGCAACCAGUUUAUAGGUUUCUUCUUACUUGACACAUUUGAGUGUACACCUCACAUGCUGUGUGGACAUCAGACAAGAGUGCAGAGCUUUUCCCUUAGCUGUUAGCAAGUGCUGCUUAUCUAAGCUAAGUAGGGCUGUACAGCUGUCUAUUACAUUUGGUUUAGCUCACUUAUAUUUGCAUUAAUCAUAUACCAGUGGUUUUCAUUCAUUUAAAUGUGGAGACACAUGUUAUUUCAUAUAUUUGUCAUUAAAGUACAUUAAUUUAUUUUGUCUCUAAUGUUUAUUUUAAGGUUAUGCACUACAGGGAGAAUUCAUAGUGAAUUUCAAUUUAAGGCCAGAAUAGUCAAAUUGGGAAAAAUCAGUUAUGCUUCCGGUUUCACUACUUUGGCCUAAAAUGUGAAAAUCACUUUGAAUUUGCAUUUUAGUGAAACAAAGUCAUGCUUUUUGUUUUUGGAUUCUUGCAGCUGCUAUCUGUACACCUUGACUCCGUUAAUAUUAUGGUUCUCAAUGUGGCUGACUCAGAAUCCCUUUGGCACAUGACUGUUUCUAGGACGAACUUCAUCCUGGACAGCGAUGGGAAUAGGUAAUUCAUUUUAUAUUGUUUAAUUCUUUCUUCUCUUUCAUCCUGGAGAUUGUGAAUUCUAAAAAAGGUUAACAUGAAUGAAUUCCCUUUGAAGACAUUAAAUACCAGCAUAAAUGAGUUUUUUGUGUCUGCAUAAACAUUGUAAGUGAAGCAUGUACACCUGGGACACACGAGUUCUAGACCCAUAUUUGCCAUGGACAGUCACCUGGUCUAAUACUUAUUACUACCAUAAAGUAUUACAGGGAAGGUUAUACUGAACUACUUACCACCUUUCAGUAUAUGAAUUUUACAUACAACAGGACAACUCUUUACAUGCUCUUACUAUUAAUUGUAAAAGUUAUAUGUGCAGAAGAAGUCCUGGUGGAUCUGGCAGCCAUAUUCGCAUGAUAGAUUGAAUAUUUCUUUAGAUGGUACUUGACUAGUAAAAUAACAUGGCAGAAUAACAUUUUACUGCUUAGUAAAUCUCCUGUAUGGUUUUAUAAUUUCCCUUUUUUGCACCAACUACAAACCUGUUUUAUUUCUAUAGCUAUCUUAUUUCUUCUUUAUCCUACAGGUUGGACUGCACUCUGAGUCUUAAUCAUUUGACCAGCAAAUUAUUAAAAAGCAGCCAGCAGGUGAGUGACAACAAGGAAGAGGACUCUGCUCUAUGUUCUAGGAUGUUGCUGUUUAUUAAGGUGUAAUUUAGGGCAUAAAAUAUAACCUAACCCCCCUCUCACCCGGCACUUAUUAACGUACCUUCCAUUCAUACAGGCAAGUCUGGGAGAGAGGAAUUUCCCUCCAGGGCGUAACAUCUUCUUCUAGGAGCUAUCGUAACAAGCUACUCGACCCUCCUAGGGGGGAAGCUAUACUAUGGCCCUCACAUACAGUUCCUUACGCUACAACUCAAAUAUAUAAAAAAUGUUCUACAUGCUUAUUACUUAUUGUUGGUAACAAGUGAGACCCCGUGCAUGCACGUAUGAUGAUUAUGAUAUGUGUCUCUUUUUAUUACUCCGUGGAAUGAAAAAUAAAGAAUAAAUAAAAAAUAUAAACUCACACUCACACCAUACAUUUUAAGUGUUCCCUUCUGGUGACUUUAAUCCCUGGAGAUGCUGCCUUAGCCAUGUUUGCAGACAUCUGUAAGUUCCCUGUGCUGUUUAAGGUUACAGGAAUAGUGCUGGGCGGCCAUACAUAGAAACCACACACCGCUACAUGAAAUAAUUAAGAGAUAAGCAGUAAAUUUCAAAUUUAAGUUUGAAAUAGCCAAACUGGAAAAUUCUCUACAUCAGCAAUGCUUUCAGUUUGGCCACUCUGGCCCUAAAUUUGAAAUUCACUUUAAAUUCUCACUUUAAUAAAUAAACCUGUAAGGUUUCUAUGGCAUUUUGUGUUCUUAAAACACUGACAUUUUUCCAUCAGUAUAUAAUUUCUACCCACUGCUGGGGGGAAUUUUUCAUGUGCAAUCCCAACAGCAUGGUGUAGGUAACCACCCACUCCAAAAUCUAUAGAAGGGCAGUCUUCUCAUAAGGAAAUCUAAUGUUCUUGCUUACAAAGAGUGCAUACAUCAAGCCAUGUAGGUUUGUACAUGUUCAUGUGGUCACUGAGGGUUGUUGUAAGUAGCAUUUUUCAAUAUGAUUGGAUGAAUGCUUUAGAGACAGGUUAGCCUGGAGUUCUAAGUCUUUCAUCGUCAACCAGGUUGGACAAAUUUGAUGCUAGUGAUGUUGAAGUGUAAUUUCCCUAUUAUUAAAUGAAAUGGAGUUGAGCGGUCUCUCUGUGCAGGGGGUGGUACUGUUUUGUUAAACCACUCAAAACAUUUUGACAAAGGUUUUGGUUUGGUGCCCAUAGAUUCAUGGUAACAUAACCACUAUAUUAAGUGAUAGCGUAUAUGUUCCUUAGAGUGCCAUUUUGAAAGGAAAGAAUGGGAUAUAGAUUUCUAAUAGCCUCUUUAAACAAACUGGUCCACCCUUCUCACAAAAAACCAAAACCAAGAACAAUGUCUUUAUUUAAAAGAGGUACAGAAAAUACCAAAAAGUAUGCUAUAUAUUCGCCAUUCCUCUGAAAAUGUCUUUGUAUCUUUUUGUUCAAAUAUGUUUAGAAAGCUCUGCGAAGAUAACACGAUUUAUUGAUGUUUUAAUUUUAAAGUGACACUAUAGGCACUCAGACCACUUCAUCCCACUGAAGUGGUCUGGGUGCAGUGUCCCUCUCCCACUUAAUCAUGCAAUGUAAAAAUUGUAGUUUUAGAGAAAGUUCUAUAACCGCUACAGCUUAAUGCCCCUGUCUUAUUGCUCUGCUUAUUUCACUGAUAGUGGAUCUGACAAGCCCGACAGAUCCCACCGUCCCUCAUUCCAAUGAAAACAGAGAGCUUGCUAUGUAUUACACUAUUUCACUGCAAUAAAUUCAAGGGCACAUUUUAAACUUUGUGUUAUAGGGUUUGAAUAUUAUACUUUGGUCUUUUUACAUAAAUAAGCAUCAGUAGGUCGUGAGAGCACAUUUGGCCAUUUAUAAUGUUGGCCUGUGUGCUCUGAAACUCGUGUACUAUUUUUUGAGACUGUAACAAUGUUGUCUCUGAUUCCUACUUACUGAAUUAUAGCCGAGAAUUUCUUGCAUUUUUUUACAUAGUUAGAUACUAAAAAUAGUCAGUUCUAUGUUUUAUUCCAAAUGCUUAUAAUUCGAUUCCUUGUUUGUCUUGUGCUAGGAUGAAGCAUGUCUUGCAGAACUCUCGUUGGCUGUUACUCUGGAGUGCAGUAUCCAUGAAAGAUGCCUUCAAGCUGUCAGUCUGAGAGUGCGUAGCCUUCACGCUGAGCUGCAUGAAAGUCUGUUCCACAGUGAAUUACUUCAAAGGGGGCUACUUGAUGAACAGCAAAGUGGUGAUGAGGAGAGCAACUCAUCUGUGGAAAAGACAGACACAGGUUAGGUCCAAGGACAUUCUAUACAAAUUAUUAACAGAGUUUGCUUAUGUCAACACUAUUGUAUAUUUUAAACUAUGAUGUUUAUAUUCAAGGCAAAUUUUUCAAGUAUUUGUCAUUGUUUAAUUUUUUUUCUUCGUUAUUGAUGGAAAUAUGAUAUAUAUAUAUAUAUUGAUAUAUAUAUAUAUGUAUAUAACAUUUUCUUUAGCUUUAUUAACUAGAUAGCUCCUGUCGUCAUGAAAUCAGAUUGUGAAGAAGGAAAAGAAACUCAGUGACCCUCAGGGGGUUAACCAUUAUUAUUACUAACAGUUUUAUAGCCCCAACACAUUCCGCAGUGCUUUAGAGAAAGGGGAUAUUCCCUGCACUAAUAAUCUUAAAAUCUAUGACUAUUUAUGGUAGGCAGGUAUACAUCAUUAGCUGUUACUUACUGGUAAGGUGGUUUUACGAUUUAAGGUAGACAGAUAUAUCUCAUUAGAUGUCACUUACUGUUAAGAUGAUCUGACCAGGAUUUAAACCUGGGUUUCCAGUUCUAAGGCAGUGAUGUUACAACUGCUCUAACCAGCCAAUAUAAUGAUUAAUGUAUCUUUAUAAUCCAGAUUAAAGAAAACUUUUAUGUGCUCUGGGGGUUAAUUUACUAGGCAUAAUGCUUUCUGACAGUAAAGUCCAUGCAGACCCUGUACUAAAAUGGACUGCUCUACUCCUUUAACAGAAGCAGCUCUACAAACAUUUGUCACCAAAUGAGUAGGACAUUCUAACCUAUGCCAUCGUGAGAUUUUUUUUUUUAAGGGUUAAGCUGGUGUAAUGACACUGUCAAUGAUCCUGAGGAAGUAUUCAAUAUGCCAUGUUUUUAAUAUUUCUUUAUGUGAGUCAGGAAUUUGUCUUCUAUCACAUACAGAAAAUGCUGCGUCUCCAAAGUGGUUGCAGUUGGUGGGAAAGUUGCCCUGCAAGAUGGUUCUGUGCCUUGAAAAUAGCACUGUAGUUCUUUCAAUGAACAGUCAGCAGAGGUAAUUGCGGGGAUUGACCACUUAUCAUGAGAGAUAGAAACCUUGGUAAUUUGUGUAACCACAUUAAGUUUUAUUCAACUCUUUCCUUCUGUCCAGGCACCUUAACUGGACUUUGAAACUGUUGCAGUUGUCAUACACACGGGAGGAAGACCAGCUACCUUUGCGCAAGUUCAUUGGGACAUCAGAUCUGGCGCAGAUGAGUGCUGAACUUCUGGUGGAAGGUGAAACUAAAUACAAGAAUGGGACAUCGUGGCAGGGAAAAGACAUGUUUAUAAACACAUACCAUGAGAAAGGAAUUUAAAAUUUAGUGCAUGAUUCCACAUUGAUACAAUGAUAUAAUGACCAAUAACCUCUAUAGGACCACUGAAACCAGAGAUAAUGUCAUCUUUGUCAAAGAAAAAAGCCUGUGUAAGCUAACAGCAUAUUUCUGUAUCUUUGUUUUUCAGAUGGUCUCCUGCUUUCUCAAAGCCGUCAGAGGAUCAUCUGCCUGAAUCACUUGAAGGCCGCUGUACAUGUGAGUUACUGUCUUUUAGAGCAUGAUCACUACCAGGAAGGCUUGCAUUGGACUGCAUGGAAGUCAUUGAUGAUUUAAAAAUUAAUUUUCUUUAUUUGGAAUUUGCUCCAGCCGGGACACGUGGAGUUUAACCAGUUGCAUAGUGCAGGAUAGCCUUCAAGGUUUAGCAUUUUGCAUUUGUACCAACAAUGUAGAGGUGAAGCAGUGUAGGUUUAAGUCUAGACAUCAGGAUAUAAAUCCAGAUAAAAAAAAGAAGGAAAAAAAAAGCUUUGCAGCACACUUAACAAUCCAUUUAUUAAAUUGUCCUCAAACACAUGAAUGAAAACAUUGCUGUAUACACUCUUUGUUUCAUUAUUUAAUAUUAUACUGGUUAGAAGUGGAACUGGCUUCACCCUGUUGGAAGGUGCUGUUCCUUUUUGUGUUGUUUUUUAGUAUAAAUCCAGAGACGAGUAGUAACAGCUCUAAUGAACAAUGUGGCCUAUCUAAAGAGAAACAAUCACUUUCCAGGAUUUAUAUUAUCAUGUUUAUUUAUCCCCUAUAUUUAACAAGUGUUUGUUGGGUGUGAAAAUUAGAAUCAAAUGUUGAAGUCUAUACUGUUUUAUUUACCUUCAUCCUGGAACUGAGAACCUCCAACAUGACUCCAUGUCUAUCACUGUUGUAAGCCCUUUGUUUUCUAUUUAAAAAAUGAAAAAGAUAAGUCUUAGUACCUGUCAAUCAGAUUUAAAACCUCCUGACAAUUUGCAUCCAAUAUCUAAAUGGAGGAAGGAACAUAUUGUGCAGAGGAGAAAAAAAAACAGAAAAAUGUUUGUUUCCCCUCCUCCAAUGCACUGUAAGAAAAUCCCAUAAUAAAAAUACUUAAUACAUGAUUUCCAAAGAAGUUACAGUUCCCCAAUAAGCUUUUUAUUUUAUUUCAUUAAAGCUUAAUUACCCUUACCCCACUGGGUAGAAAUUGGCUAGAUUUGAGAAUUUAAUUUCUAAAUGUCUUAAGGCUUUCAGUACUAACUGGGUUAUUCACAAAAGUGAGAAUAGAGGUUCAAUUCAAAAUGAAUUUCAAAUUUAAGGUCAAAAUAGCUACAAUGGAAAAAUCUCAAAGUCAGUUCUGCUUUCAGUUUAGCUUCUCUGGUCUUAAAUUUGAAAUUCACUUUGAAUGCUCUUUUUAGUAAAAAGCUCUGUAAACCUCUGUUUUGAAUUGUGACUAGAUGUAUGUUUAUCAUUAAAGAGGUUAAAGUGUAGAAAAAAACGUGCUGCAAAUGUGUACAUAUUUAACCUUUUUCAAGUGACUUGCUUGACCAUCUAUUGUGAAGGUGUUAAUGGCAAAGAAUGGACUAUAGUGCUUCUUUUACUGGAUUGACUUUGCCUGGAAUUUAAAGAAUCCAUAUUAGCAAAGUUUGUGGUAGAAUUAAAAUGCAACAACAAAAUCUGUAGAAAUGUCAACCUCUCUCAAUUUAUGUUUUAUAACUAAAAGGCUAUGCUGUCAACUGGUUUGUUGUUGUUUUCUUGUUUUGUGUUUUUUUUAAUAAUAUUUUUGCUCUUCCUUCAGGUCAACUCCAUUGAUAUUCAGAGCUCCGUAGCGCUUAACACUUGCAUCAUUCACUAUCGUCACCAGGAGUUUUCUCAUUGGUUCAGCUUGCUGGCGCUGGAACGCCAGUUACAAAGAUCACCAAGAGCCUCAACCAAAAAUUCUAGGUGAUUUUUUUUUCUUUUUUGACUGUUGAGGAAAGAGACUGAUAUUUAGGAACAUAAUUGAGCUGAACAGUCCUCAACUAUAAUUGGUAGAUCUAUUCUGCAUUAACUGCGUGCAGGUGAAGUGUCGACUGUAAACAUUGUGAGAGCUCUGUUUUUUGUUGGGGGAGAGGGGUUGUGAUGUGUUCUUUUUGUUUGUUUUUUUUUGUUUUUUUUUCAAUCGUCUGUUUAUUAAACAUUUUCUUGUUGGGAUACAGAAGAGAAAGGGAUGUAGGGGUAUUGGACAAAUUCACAAGUAUCACAUGCAAUAUUUCUUGAAUAUAUUCCCUUGUUCAAAGGGUUACAGGGUUACAGUAUGCAUUAUUUCAGUGCGUCUGUUGAAUAUCAGUGCUGUAGGGUACAUCACUAUUGCUCGAGGAGGGUGAUUCCCCCUGUUUGAUCCCAACCUUGCGCCCCCGUGUGUCUGGCUUCUUUGCUCUAGUUUUAGCGCAUUGCUGGGUAUAUCCCUCUGUCGUUGUUGGUGUGGUGCCCUGUGUGCAUUGUCCUAACUAUAUACAUAUAUAUAAAUAUAAAUGGUCCUGUACUACAUAGCAAUAUAUAUACUUGGAGCUAAACUGCCUCCGGUGUUUUCCUCUCCCCUCGGCCUCCUUCGCUCUUUAGUGGUGGCACCCCUCUUCCCCCAUAUGUUCCCCUCUUUCUCAGUCGUCCUUUCCCCUGCUGUGGGUCAUUUAUUUAGUUUUGUAGUUUCUGUCUCUCCGUGUCUUCUUCUAUUGUGUGUUCCCACCAUUCUCUAGCUUGGAGUAUGUGGUGAGAUGCCCCAUAUUGUGUGGUGAGCUUCGUUUCGUACAGCAAAUUGGUGGAGAUUUGCCUGAGUAGUUCCUCUAAGCUGGGUCUUUCAGUUUGUUUCCAUGCCCUCGCUAUCAGUGUAUUCGCUGCAAUAAGAAUGUGGAACAGUAAUGCCGCUUGCGGCUUGUUGUAGGUCUCUAGUGACAUGAAUAGUAAACCGUGUUCAGGUUUCAAGGUUAUGUCAGAGUGUAAUGCUGUCUUGAUGGUCUUCUCUACCUCUUGCCAAUAUGGUAUUAUCCGAUUGCAUGUCCACCAUAUGUGGAGCAUCGUGCCCCUCUCUUGGCCACAUCUCCAGCACACCUCGGAGGCGCUUGGGUAUAUUGCAGCUAACCGUGUUGGUACCAUGUACCACCUAUAUUGCAAUUUCCUCAUGAGCUCCAGAUGUGAUGUGCACCUGGAUCUCCCCCUAUGGGCUGUGAAGGCUUCUUGCCAUUGAGUAUCUGUAAACUGGGUGUUUAGCUCUGCUUGCCAUUGUGCUCUGAAGGUGUCAGCUUUUCGAAUCGUGGGAUUGUCGUUUAGUAAGGCGUAUAGAUAUGAUAUGGUUUUGUGUGGUACCUUCCCUUUUUCACAUAUGCUGUGAACACAUGCUAGGGGUGCCGGGGCUGCAAUAUUUGUGUCUUUUAUUAUUAGUGAUUUUAUUUGUAGGUAUGAGAACAUCGUAUUGCUAGGUAGCAAAUAUUUUUGUCUUAGGGUUGGGUAUUGUUCUAGUUUGCCCUCGUGAUAGAGAUGUUUAAUCAGUGUGCAUCCCUUUUGGAUCCAUGGUCUGUAAUCCAGCGUGGGGUUUGCUAUGUGCAGGCUCUGUAAUGGGGUCGACAUUCCCCAGUGCAGUGUUUGGCCCAGGGUUUUCAUUGUGGAGUCCCAUGUAUCUAAUAAGAGUAAGGUGGUGGGUAGCAUCUUGUGGGGGCUGGGUCUCAAUUUGUGGGGUACCCAAAACAGAUAUUUUAAGUUACUCUGUCCCAUUUCUAUCGCCUCCAUCUCGGCCCAUUGAGGCUUGUCCCCGUCUGCGUGUAAGAGGAGGCAAGUUGACAUGAGUGUUGCUUUGUAAUAAACUCGCACAUCUGGCAUGCCCAGUCCUCCCGUAGUCAGGGGUCUGUUUAGUGUUGCCGAUGCUACUCGGAUCUUUUUACCUGCCCAUAUAAAGCGUGUGAUUGUGCGUUGUAAUUUGUUCAAAUAUGUGUUUGGGAGGAAUAUUUGUAGUGUCCUUGUCAGGUACAGGAAUUUGGGCAAUAGUAUCAUUUUAAAGGCUGUCAGUCUACCUACCCACGACAGGUAUUUGUUUUCCCAUGUUUUCAGCGUGUCACUCAUCUCCGUCAGCAGUCUGCUAUAGUUCAGUUCUAGGAGUUUGCCUGGGUGUUUGGGGAUUUUUAACCCUAGGAAGGUGAGGUAGUCGUCUCUCCAGUCAAAAUGGAAGGUUUCCUUUAAGGCGUGUACCGUGGCUUGUGGUAUCCCGAUCCCCAUGGCCUGUGUUUUAGUGACGUUCAAUCUGUAGUAUGACUGGGCUCCAUAGUCCCUAAUUUCCUCUAUAAGGUUUGGCAGUGAGAUCUGUGGUUGUGUGAUUGUCAACAUAACGUCAUCUGCGAACAGUCCCGCUUUGUAUUCCCGUUUCCCCAUCUCCACCCCGUGGAUGCUCGUGUUGUUUCUCACUCGGGUAGCUAGUGGUUCUAGGGCCAUGAUGUAUAACAAUGGUGACAAGGGGCAUCCCUGUCGAGUACCGUUUGACAGUCUAAACGGUGCCGAGAGGAACCCCGAGUUCAAUACUCGUGCUUCGGGCUCACUGUACAGUGCUUCCACCGCCGCAAUAAAUUGGUCGGGCAUCCCGAAUUUUGACAGAACUGCCCUGAGAAAGCCCCAGUGCAGCCUGUCAAAGGCCUUUUCGGCAUCCAGUGACAGGAAUAUUCCCCCUUUAUCUCGCUUCUGGAGCUUAUGCAGCAGGUUUAUAACUUUCCGCGUAUUGUCUGCCCCCUGCCUCCCCCUUACAAAGCCCACUUGAUCAGUGUGUAUUAUGUGUGGGAUUAUAGCCCCUAAUCUUGUGGCGUAUAUUUUAGCGAACAGCUUCUUUUUGUUUGUUUUUUUGACAAUACUCACAGAGCUGUUGCACUUAAGCCACAUCAGUGAGCUGUAGUGAUUGAGGUACUUAGAGUGCCCCUUGAAAGUUAUUCAGUCUUUUGUAAAUGUAAUCCAACUAGUGGCAGAUUUAUAUAUUGAUGGUUUAAAAGGUUUUCAGUAAUUUUCAGGUUACUGUGGCAUAAUUGUAGUGUCCCUGCUUAUUCAAAUCAGCCAAAUUUAUAUUGUUGAACAGCUUAAAAUGGCACUCUAAGUACCAUUUCAGUGGCUUUAGUAAUGGUGCAGAGAAAUCUUUUCUGACCAAUUUCAAAUCCACCCCCCAGUAUAUAUCCCUCCAAAUAUAAGCAACGUUGGUAGGCUAUGAGUACUUGUGGGUGGGGGGACUUACCUCUGUGCUCACAGCCACAAUCCUCAUCAUCUCGCUGGCUGCAGGGAGGAUGUACUUUGGUUGCCAGGUGAGGCGCGUUAUUGCACUGCUUGAAAACCGCUUUACUAAAACCAGAGGGACUGCACUCAAUCCAUUUGCAUCAUAACCAUUAUGAUAAGCUCCCUUUAGGGCACCCCUAUAAUGAUUCAAAAUGACUAUUAGAAAUUGUUUAUUGCUCUAACUCUGUGGGGUUGCAUAUAAAGAAGUCUCAAUGUAACACAACAUAGGUGAUCCAGUGGUGUAAUUAUCUCUAAGUGAAUUUGUCAUUGUGUUUAAUCCUUUAAAUGAGGUUCACUCACCCUGUCUCGUAUAUAAAGUAAUGUGUCUUAUUGGAAAUAUCAUUCCCUGUUCACAGUAGGUUCUUUUAUUUCUCUGCAGACCAUUUCCUGUGAUUUUGGCCCCUGUAAUAUUCAACUCAUCCAUCUGUAAUGUCAAUGUGUCUGUCCAGCUGGGAGAGGCACAACCUUUUGCUGUGGGAUUUUCAUCUAUUUCACUAGGUAAGAUGCAAGCUUUAUAUAUUUUUUAUUUUACCACUUGUUCUUGCAUACUUGCUCUCAUUGCUGGAUGUGGAAGUCUUCUUACAUUGUGCCAACUCUGGACCAAACACCCAGAUAUGUUCUAAUACUGCUUACUAAACAUGUUUUAUCUUUUGAAAAUAGCGCUUUUAUGAUCAUUCCAUCCUGACCUCGAUUAUCUGUAUCCAAGGAAUCUGUUAUUUUUUUUAGGGUUGUGUGUGGUUUGUCCAAUAAUAUUAGACUGAGUUGGUAAAGGUGAACUUAUUGAGGUUUAAACUCUAGUGGAAAUUCCAUAACCUAGUGUGGUACCUAGGCAAUACAUGCAAUAAAAUAAAUGUAGGCUGAGCAGCCAGACUUGAUAGGAAGUAUCUGUCUGUUUCUAUGUGUUUACCUGCCAAGUCAAAUUCCAAUUGGAGUCAAAUUGCCAGGCAGUGAAAUUGAUCACAGGCAGGUUAUGGCUGAAUGCCUUAGUACCCUGUUUUGUCUAGUGUGAUAAAAAAUACUCUCAGUUCAUAGUAAGUGGAGUCGUAUUUAUGUUCUAAUUUUUUCCCUCAUGUUUUGACAAGUUUAUAAAAUUAAAUGUAAUGCUUGUUAUGUUGUGUUAUGUUCCUGGAAAUCCUUGGUGAUUAGAAAUAUUAGAUUUAGAUACGUUUACUUGUGCUGUAUUAUUUUUUAAAUUUUAUUAUUAAGCAUUAAUAUUCACAUUUAUCCUAUGCACCACAAUGUUUUUUUUGGUUGUUUUUUUUUACCAUGUGGCAUUGACUUGAUUAAACAUUUAGCUCUUCCUGGUACUCGGCGGCAUACUAAUAUUAGUUCAUGCUCUGAGCAGAGAAAAAGCCGUGCUUAUAUUGCUGCCUAGUGACACCUCUAGGUGCAGUCACUUAGAUUGCCACCAGAGUCCACUGCUACACCGUGUGCAGCACCUGCCUUCAGCAUCUCCACACAUUGCAUGGAGGUGCUGAUCAUUACCCAUAGAGAUGCAUCUGUUACUAAUGGUAAUUAGGUAAAAUAGGUGAGAAAUUCUGUUCUGAUCAUUUGUUUGAUGUCUGUUUCUCUUCUUCAGAGUUCAAACACUUACGUACCCAGAAUCUGCAUCAAAGGGCUGUUCUCUCUGUGAGCAAUCUGUGCUGGAGGGUGGGAAAGGACUCCCAUAUCCAGCAAGCUCUCCAUCUACCAAGUACGCACGUUUGGGGAGAGGCUUUUGUUCUUGAUUCCUUCAGUUUACAGGUAAGAAAUGAGAAGAACACAAAUGCUGAGUGUUUUGACAGGUGCAAUACUCACUAGGCGGCUCAUUCUUUUCCAUUUUUGUAAAGCAGUUACUUCAUUUUGCAAACUGUGUCCAGUGGAUUUUUCCUUUAGGUGGGGCUUACUGAGCUUUUAGUUAUAGGGACACUAUAGGCAACCAGAUCACUUCAGCUCAUUGAAGUGGUCUGGGUGCACUGUCCCUUUCCCCAUUAAUCCUGCAAUGUUUUACAUUGCAGUUUUAGAUAAACUGCAAUGAUUACUUUGCAGGACUAAGACUCCUUCUAGCGGCUGUCAGUCAGACAGACACUAGAGGCUCUUCUGCUUGCUAGGCGACUUUUGGUCAACUGCAAGAGGACAUCCAGCGUCCGUUAAAUUCCCUUAGGAAAGCAUUGCAGCAAUGCUUUCCUAUGGAGAGGGCUUAAUGCUCUCAUGACGCUUGCCGCGCAGCUUGUAUUCCUUACACUAUUGAAUCUCUUUAAAAUGAAGACAGAAGUAGCAUUGUGCUUCUUUUUUGUUACGUUCUGUAUAUUAAAAAAAAUUUUUUAUUCAAGUCCUCAAUCUAUUUGAUGUCCAAUAUAAGGGUGAUUUAACUAAACACUAGAUCGUAGUGGAUUGAUAUUGAAAAUUUUGGCUAAAAUAGCUGAUUUGGAAAAAAAAAACUUAAAAAGCUUCAAUUCUGCUGUAGUCGCAUCUUGUUAAUUUGGCCUAAAUGUUGCACUUCUCAUUUCAAUCCACUACAAUUCAGCACCUGGGCUGAAAAGUCAAUCUACCCAGUAAUGGCUUAUAAAUGUGUGAUUAGUUUUGUUGUUAUGCACCUUUAAAACUGGCACACUCAUUUUCAUUUGAAGCAAAUUCUGUGUAAUUAUAUAUAUUUUUUUGUAAUAUCUAUAGCUAUUGUUGGACUUAAAAUAUUCACAUGCUCAUCCAGCCGAGGCUUGAUUAGAUCUAUAUGUGUUUUCCAGGGCAGCUACAAUAAAUCUCUGGGUGGAGGCAUUAUGCAGGCAGACACACUCUUCAUAGAGUCUACUGUACAGGGUCUGCAGGUAGAGUUCUCAGAUACCUGCGUGGAAUGUCUCUCCCGCGUACUAAGCCUGCUCCCUAACCAGCCAAAAUAUCCAGUUCCAUCAUCACAGAAUGCACUCGCUGUAACCUCUCCAUUUGGGGAACCAUGCAGCAAACUGGCAGUCCUUUGGAGAGUGGAUGUCCGUGUGGAGGAAGUGAACCUGUUUACAUUGUCCACCAUGGUGGGUAAGUACAUAAGUCACCUGUACGUGAGAAGGAACUCAUUUAACCUCCAGACAUUUGACAUUUAAAGUGACUUUGCAUCCUUUGCUUCUGAAGUCAAACUGUUCUCUUUUGCAUGCCAGCACCUUAGUGAAACUAACCACAUUAAGAGGUUUAGAUUCAAUGCCAUGUUCGUGAAAACACUAUCCUAUCUGUUUGGGAUGCGUUUUAAACAGAACACCAUUGUCUCCUUCAUUGCAGGUGCUUCACAAGUCAGAAUAGACCUUUUUACUGUACAGGGAAGUGCUGAAAGCUGCAAUGUAAGGCUGCACGGCUUUGCCUUGUCUCUACUGAAAUCUGUCACUGAGAAGAUGGAACUUUGCUGCAAGUCUGUAGACAUUCCUGAACCACUGCUCUACUUUUCCACCCUGUCCUCCACAUACUUCACUACUAUCCAUUCUUUAGAGGUAUGAUUGCUAGAAUUUCCUGGUUGUGUCACACUACCCGUCUUUAAUGUGGAUGCUUAAAACCAAGCAUCAUAAUAUCUCUGAGUGUUUGUAACUUAGUGAAUAAUAAUGAAUAAUAGCAGUUUUUACAUACUAGAAUAUAUAUGUUAUGCUAUUUAAAACACUACAUUGUAGUUUUUUAUUUCUUUAAACUCUGUUUUGAAAUAAAUAAAUAUAUAUAUAUAUAUAUAUAUAUAUAUAUAUAUAUAUAUAUAUUAUUUAUAUUAUUUUUAAUCACAUGUUCUAAUAAUACAGGAUGUUCUAACUACAAUCAAGUUAUCCUAAUCUACAAAAAACACUGAUAACUCUAAAAUAUUCAACUUUUACUCUGUUAGUUUAGAAAUCCACUGAAAACUAGCAAUGGCAUCGGACAUGCUUGUUAAUACAUAGGUCAAUGUAUAGGAGCAGCAGUGUAAAAGGCAUCUACUCUUCUACUUUACAGUGUGAUUUAUCAAAUUACGAUCCACACAGGUACAGUGUUAGCCAUAGAUCUACUGGAAACUAGUAAAAAAUCAGGUGAUAUCUGUAUUGAUCCAUUACGUAGAAUGCAGGCCCAAAUCUCCUUUUCAUGCAUUGAUACUGAUAUAAAGCAUCUACUACUAGCAUAGAUGUAAAUGUAAUUAACAGUGAGGCUUUACGGCUUUUACCUACUUAACUAAUGAUGGUAUCACAAUUUCUUGUAAGCAGUGAGCUCUGAUUCAAAGGUUGUGAAGACACGUCUGUGGCCCUGUCAAAGUAGUAUCUUGUUAAAAUGUAUGUUUAGCUUAACAAAGAGAAACUAAGGGUUAUGACUUUUGUGCUGUUAGUAUAGUGCCUAACAAUGCAUUCCUGUAUUUGCAUACCAAGAUAACAGAGCUGGGAACCAAAGUAAAAUUUUAAAUUGCCUGGCUAAUUCCUGGCAGUAACCUCUGAAUUAUCACAUUUUAAUUCAUUUACACCAGUAUCACUGUUAUAUAAUUUUUAUGGAGUGUAAUUUGGAGCAAAGGGAAGCCAAGAAUACACUUCAUUCUGCUACAUGGGUCCAGGAGCUUAGUGUCUUCAUUGUUUAUCAUCUUCCAGUGAGGUGAUGUGAUGUGUGCAUUAUUAGCAUUUAUAUAGUGCCAACAUAUUCUGCAGCGCAUAUACGCAUUUACAAACCAAACACAGAGAAUCGUGCGACCUUAGGAGAAUUGCGCUGAAUGCCAUGUGGUGCAGAAUCCACUGGAUGUAAAUAAUAAUAAAUAAAUAAAGUAUAACUAAUAGCAAGAUUCUGGCUACGAGAUUCUUGCCAUCCACUAAAAUGCUAUUAUGUAAUAAAUCUACAUAGCUAAGGCGGUAUUGUGCCACUAAAAUGUUGACACUGAUUCUCUUUUUUUGUUGUUGUUUAUUUUGGGUAAGGAUUAAUAUAUAACAGCUUAAUUUUUUGACUGUUAAUAUUAAAACAAUUCAUGACCUACUUCUAAUGGGAAAUAUUUAUUCAUUACAUGCUUCUGUUACUGGUUAUUGAUUAGAAUCACAUGAAAUCACUGCAAGAUUACAUGUUAAGUUUGCAUAGUGUAAUGUUUUGACAGAUAUCACAUUUAUUUGUAGUUUAGAAGACACAAAAAUGUAAGUUGGUUAGAUGUUAAAAUGCAAAGCUCCAUUUGUUGAAUAUGUAAAAAUUGGUAUUUUUCGAUAUACAGGUUCAAUGUGACAAUGAACUGUUUCUGCACUGGAGUCCCUGUGAUCAUAUGUACUUGUACCAGCACACUUUGUCUACCCUGCAGUGCAGGGAUCUGCUGCUUACAACAUUGAACAGAGAGGCCCAGCCCUCCGCAUCAACCACUGAGGGCAAAGACAGUUUUCCUCCUAUGUCACCAAAUUCUGUUACUAGAAGUCCAGGCACUGAGCCUGGUUGUCACAGAAAAGGACUGCAGAUCACACUGGAAAUUAAUUCUGUGAAAUUGGAGAUUGAUGUUUCACAAACAAACUGCUUUCUGUUCACUGGUCAGAGCAUCUGGUUGAACCAGAAUGGUGGUUCCCUUCAGGUGCGUUCCCCAGAGGUGACUGUCAAUGUUGAUGGACACAAUAUCUUUCUGUUUAAAGAUAUUGAUGCACAAAGACUACCUGAACUGGAAGAUAUGUUGUUGCACCGCAGCCACUUUCCCUCACUGCUCACCGAGAGGAACCGAGCUUGGGUUCUUUCUCUUAGCAGCAUGUCCAUGGAGUUCCCUCAUAGAUAUGACUUCUCCUGCAUCCUUGAUAAAGCCAUUGGGGUGCAAAAGUGGUUGAAAGGUCUUCAUCGCACACAACGAACUGAACCUGAGCCUCUCCCACCAGACCUGGUGCUGAGGGUCAAGCAGUUUUCUUUUGCAUUCCUGGACGAUGUGUUUGAGGUUAAAUUGAGAGACAACUAUGAGUUGAUGAAAGACGAGAGCAAGGAGAGUGCCAAGAGGUUGCGACUCCUGGACGAUAAAGUUGCUGCUCUGCGCAAGCAGCAUGGAGAGCUGCUUCCUGCGAGGAAGAUCGAGGAGUUGUAUGCGUCCCUUGAGAAGAAGAACAUAGAGAUAUAUAUUCAGCGCUCAAAGCGUUUGUAUAGUAACACUCCAAUGAGAAAGUCACUGCUGACCUGGACUAUGUCUGACCUUGAAGUGGUAGCAUUGGCAGACGAAUCACUUCACGGGCCAGAAAAGGUGGUAGAGAACAUGAGGGACAUUGACAGCAUUAGCCCUUUUCCCUCUGAAGGUUUACCUCUAGUUAUACAGUGGUGUCGCAUGAUGAAGUGCUCUUUGAAAACCUUUUACGGUGAGCAAUUGCAUAAUUCCACAUGUAGAGUUAUUCCAGGCAUCCAUUGUGUUACGUGAAGUUAGAUCACACUUGGUUAUGGUGGGGUCUGGGUUUGUAAUACAUUUCUUUAGUUAAAAAUAAAUAAAUACAUACAUAGUUCUGCUCCAUAAGCUCACUCCUUGUAUUUUUACCCUAACCCACGGAUAGGCUAUCUUCGGCACUCCAGAUGUUGUGGACUACAUGUUCCAUGAUACUUUGCCAGCAUUAUGGCUGUAAGAGGAUUAUGGGAGAUGUAGUCCAAAACAUCUGGAGUGCCGAAGGUUGCCUAUCCUGCCCUAACCUUUCUCCUUAGUUCCAGUAAUACAGCUGUAUGUCAUUACAUGUAGUAGCUCUUUUAUACUAAGAAACUGCUCAGCACAACUUGUUUUUGUUCAGUAAUUACUUUCUACAGUAGAAAGCUGACAGUUCAUUCCAGGAAUUCCCUGCUAUGUCAAAAAUGUAAAUAAUAAAAAUUUAAAUUUAAAAAAACUUUGAACGUGUCCAUGGGUGCAAAGUUAAGUGGUCUGCCUGCAGACCAGUUGAGAACAUCUCAUUCUGGUCUAUGAUGACUAAUAUCAUUAUAUAAUCCCUGUCCUGGUGAUAAUUUUGAGAGUAGUAUCUUAUACCCAAAGCACAGGUCCAAGCAUCACACAGAAUGACUGGAAGUUCACUUUAAACUGAUAGCAGACAUCUUGUGGAUCCUCUCAGCUUAUUUUCAGCUAAGUUCAGCGAACAUAGCUGUAUGUUUGUAUUGGGAAGGUGAGAGAACCUUCCCUAUUGUGUAUGCAAGCUUGUUGCAAUCAUAAAAUUGACUAUGGCUGCCCGGCACUAAGUGGGAUAAAAGUUUACAUAAUCUUAGCACUUCCAUAGAAAAUAUGAGACCAUAAAGUAUGAGUUUCAAUUAUGAGUAAUUUUCUUAAUGAUUUUAGUUAUUUUUCCAUAUAUUGUUUAUGCAGAUAAUGCAUUUUAAAAAAGCAUGGAUCAACACCAGCAUGUCCCUUUACUAUAUGAUUAUAUCUUCAUUGAGGGAUAUCACUAAUGGAAAUAGAUAGAAUUUCAUAUGGCGUAUAAUAGUUACUAAGAGCACGGUUCAACUAGUAAGCAUAGAGGACUGCCUUACUAUAGACUAUUUUAAAUUAUAAAUAAUUUCACCAUCUUAAUCUUUUUAUAGAGAAAUCUGUGUAUUUGUUUUCUUGAUGACACCAUUUAUUCAGUUCCAGCCAAUAUUCAUUUGUCUGUUCUUGUAUUCCAAUUAAUGUUUACAUGGCAUGCUAGACAAAAUGAGCACAGGUAUUAAUAAGAUGAAAAAAAUGAAGAGUUUCAGACAGAGUGAUCUAUUUACUAUAUCAAGAGUGCCCAAAAUGUAGACCCCACAUGUUAUUGUUGUAUAAAUAUUAUGAGCUAAAUGUAAAGGUUUUGAUGAAGAUUAAAUUUUCUAAUACAAUGCUUACAUUAAGUGUUUGCUAUCUUUAAUUUUACCCUAUUUCUUGAAUUUCAGUGCGAAUUCGUGAUUAUCCCCGCUAUCUUUUUGAAAUUCGGGACUGGCACCUUUCUGGAAGACUUCUUGGGGCUGAACAAAGUGGGCAAGCAAGUGCACGCCGGAAACAAGUCAUACAACUAGGCAUGCCGUGGGGGGAUGCAAUUGUAGAAAGGAACAUGCCACCUCUAAAGUUCUUCCAUGACUUUCAUUGUAAGUGACCACAAGUGAAUAAUCGCAGUACCAAAAAUGUCUAGCUAAACAAUCGUUACAGAGGUCCUUGUUGGUGGAAGUGAGCCAUGAUUUGUUAGAAAAAUGUGACAGGCAACAAAAGUUCUUUAGAUUUCAUCAAUGUUAGAAUGUGGGUAGUUGUGUAUAUUAGACUACAGUGCUCAUAAUUCUUUGUAGCAAAUUGUUAUAAAAAUCCAUUUAUCGGUAGUGGGAUGUCUAUGGUCCACUUCAUUACAGUAAGAGAGCAGAUACCUGUUAAUAACUUCUAAAUGCACUCUAACACAAAUAUUUGUCUGUUGUUUAUCUGUAGAUUUGUUGAUCCAUUUCAAUAACAGGAUUUCAUAUAUUUUAUCCACCACCUUCUGAAUCCAAUAUCUUAUUGUUAAUUGGAUAUUUACAGACCAUCAUUAGGGGUCUGCUUCAUUUUAUGUAAAAUUGGCUCUUUUACAGAAAGAAAGCUUUUUUUCCCUAGAUUGUGCCAUUCAUUUCUUUAUUAGGUACACCAGAAUGUUUCAUCUUGCCAUUAAUGCUUCAAAUAAGAUUAGACAAAGCAAUUUGAAAGCAGGACAUCUAAGUCCUAGACCAAUUAGUGGUCUGUUACAGGUUCGUAGCGCCUCCAGAUGAACUUUUACUGCUUGUGUGUGUAUGUGACAAGAUCAGCAAUAAAAAUCAAAUUACAUCUGUGUGGGGUUUGGAUACCUUGCAGUUGAAAUUAGUUAUUUUAAUUAAAAGAAAUGGCAAAUUAAAAAAUAAUUCACAGCAGUCAUUUAAGGAAAUGAACCAGUUAAUCGGGUGGGAGAUUAUAAGUAAGUUUAAUGCAUCAAAGGGAAAUAAUAUUACAUUUUCUCAAGUUUCUCUAGAAUUAUCUGAAUAAUAAAUCAGAAUGAAGAAGUUCUUUUUGAUGGGAUAGUUACAUCUGUGUUUGUUGGUUGCAGCCGAGAUUCAGCUGUAUACUAUAGUUUGGGGUCCAUGCUGGGACCCUGCCUGGACUUUGGUGGGGCAAUAUGUUGACCUCCUCUCCAAGCCUUCCGUAGACCCUAGUGCUCCUCUGCCUUGGUGGGAUAAGAGCCGAUUGCUCCUUCAUGGACACUUCAGCAUGGACAUUGAACAGGCUAAUCUACAUCAGCUGGCUACUGAGGUAAUACUACGUAAUCAAAUAGAAGAUGUCCAACAUACAUCAUUAAGCCACAAGUUUACAUUAUAAGAUGGAUCAUUAUAUUAUGAGAUAGGCCCAACGUUAUGGUUGUGUUUAUCUGUCUGAUCUAUUCCUCUCAUAGGAUCCAUAUAAUACGACGGAGAACAUGCACUGGGAAUGGAACCGCCUCAAGUUUGCCUGGAAUCCUGGGCAAUUCAUCUUCAAAGGAGACAUGGAUGUUAAUGUCCGGACAGCCUCCAAGUUAGUAAGCGGAAGCACAGCUACAGAUUUAAAAAAGGGGGGGGGGGGGAACGGUGACAAAGUGGACCUGUUUAAAAUAGUUGUGAUACUUACCCUUCUAGUAAAUACCAAUACGUGGGUGCGCAAAUUAUUACUAUAAAAAUACAUUGAAAAAGUGACAGUCUGCCAAAAGUGUAACUUUUACACUAAUAAACUUACAGAAUGCCAAAAUUGAAUUCAUGUGCUAAAAUCACAACACAUAUGUAAAAGUGAUUUUGUAGCAAUAAAGAAGCAAAAACAGAUAUACUUGCAUUAAUUCUUAUGUUGGACCAAAGGUUCUAUAAAUAAAGAACAUAAAAACAGUCCUAGUGCAACACUGUAAGUAAAACAGAAAAAAAAAGACUGACAAUCUAAAUGGUUAAACUCACAAGUACAGAGUAGUUGGAUUAUACACAAAACUGUAGUGACCAGGGAGUCCCCUGAGUACAUGGGAUCCAGUAGUAUUUGAGUACAGACUCACAACCAGCUGAAAAAUCUUUCUUGAAACCUUUAUUUAAUACAACAAAUAUUAAAAGCAAUUCAAUGUCAACGAAGGCAGACUCCUGAACAAAAAAGGCCUGCUGUCGGCUAAUACAGGAUGCAGUCCAUGUAUUUCUCGGUUCUCUUGUCCUGUCAGCCUCAGCGUUUCUCUCUGUCCGUAAUGGAGCGUGCACUUCCGGGUCUUGGCUCGCGCCACAUGGAGCGUGGAGACUUACCCUACUAAACAUAAUUAUUAAUGUAGCUUUUAAGAAAUUCAUCUGUAAGCCCUGUACAGACAUUAUUCUUGAAUCAUAUCAAUUUUAUUACAUUUUAUAAUUCGUCCUUGGCGAAUUUUGAUUCUGGUAUGUAGCCAUGUGAUAAAACAAAGGUGCCCUGUUCGUUUAAUUCCUUUGUUGUUGAAGAAAAAGCAAAACCUUUGUAUACAUCAUUUUUUAAAUUUGGUGAAUAACAAAUACAACAGAUCUUUUAUAUUUUCUUUGCAUGAGUCUAGGCUUAUGGUUUGCCUAAGUUGAAUAGAACAUUUUGAUUGUACUCUGUCAACACAGUGAGUGAGGGAGUUUAAGCAUGCGUGGGAUAGGCAUAAGGCUAUCCUAACUAUAAGAUAAGGCUAGGGACUAAUUCAAAGUAUUUUGAAAUAUUGGGCAGACUAAAUGGGCUGAAUGGUUCUUAUCUGCCGUCACAUUCUAUGUUUCUAUAUGAAAGGGAAGCAUAACUUCUCAGGAUUUUUAGUAUAUUGUUUACUUUUCCUCUAGAUUUAUCAAGUAUAUGUCUGGAAAAUAAAAUGAAAUGUAGACAUCCCCUCUAUCCUUAAACUUUUAUCUUGACUCAUUGUCAGUCAUCGUUAUAUUUACUUCCAUUUGUAUCUGUAAGUCAGCACAGACAGAGCAUGGAAGGAGGAGGAGAAACAUAAACAGUGGUUUAACAAACAAUUGCUACGUCUUUAAUAUACAUUCAUGAGAAAGCAGAGCAAGGUUAUUACAUCAGUUAUUGGUGACAUUCAAUUUGUUAUUCUAUAGUGCACUUUCUAGAGAUGUGGCAGUUCUGCUUUAAUAGCAUAUAGCUGAUUAUAUAGGCAGUGGAAAGUUGCAUCUUCCAUGAAUUUGUUUUUCUAUGUGUCGACUCCAUGUUAUUCUUCGAAUUAGAUAUAGUUGACAUGUUAUAUUUUGUAAAAGUGUCAGCAGUUUUUAUUGUAUUUUAUAUGUACUGCACAAAAGCAAUUUCAAGUUACACAGGAAAAGGUCUUAUGUCCUAUUGUGAUCCACUUCCUAAAAAAAUCCUGUUUUUUUUUUUGUUUCUUUGCAGGUAUGAUGACUGUUGCUUUCUUCAUUUACUGGAUCUCUGCAUGAUAUUUGACCUUCAGUGGCUGUGCCAUGGAAACCCUCAUGACCAUCAUAAUGUAGCACUUCGUUCCCCAGACUUCCUACCGGAAUUCUCAUCCAUCCAACCACAUGACUCUUACUGUGCCUUCCGUUCCGAGAACCUUAAUCUCUCCAUCAAGAUGGACCUAACCCAGUCACAUGGUGGUACGUGAGCAAUAAAUGUAUUGUCUCUUCUUGUUAUUUCAUAUUUCAAUUGUAAUUUAGGAACUGUGUAUGUUACGUGAAACCAUUGCUCAACAAAGAGACAUUGUAGAAUUGAACUUUAAUUUUAUGUGUGUGUAUAUAUAUAUAUAUAUAUAGUUUAGUUUUAUCCUGUAAUCCAUGAACCAGUUUAGUAGCCCUUCUCUGAACUCUUUCCAAAGUAUCAAUAUUCUUCUGGAGAUACGGUCUCCUGUACUGCGUACAACAUUCCAAGUAAGGUCUCAUCAGUGCUCUCUACAGUAGCAUGGACACUUCCCUCUUUCUACUGCUAAUACCUCUCCCUAUACAACCAAGCAUUCUGCUAGCAUUUCCUGCUGCUCUAUUACAUUGUCUGCCUACCUUUAAGUCAUCAGAAAUAAUCACCCCUAAAUUCCUUUCCUCAAUUGUUGAGGUUAGGACUCUAUCAAAUAUUCUGUACUCUGCCCUUGGGUUUUUAUGCCCCAGAUGCAUUAUCUUGCACUUAUCCACAUUAAAUUUCAGUUGCCACAACUCUGACCAUUUUUCUAAUUUACCUAAAUCAUUUGCCAUUUGGCUUAUGCCUCCUGGAACAUCAACCCUGUUGAAAAUUUUAAUAUCAUCAGCAAAAAGACAUACCUUACCAUCAAGACCGUCUGCAAUAUCACUAAUAAAAAUAUUGAAGAGAAUGGAUCCAUGUACAGAUCCCUGAGGUACCCCACUGGUAACUAGACCUUGAUAGAAACAUAGAAUGAGAUGGGAGAUAAGAAACAUUUGGCCCAUCUAGUCUGCCCAAUUUAUUUUAAAUACUUUUAAUUAGUCCCUAGCCUUAUCUUAUAGUUAGGAUAGCCUUAUGCCUAUCCCACGCAUGCUUAAACUCCCUCACUGUAUUAACCUCUACCACUUCAGCUGGAAGGCUAUUCCAUGCGGCCACUAUCCUCUAUGCAAAGUAAUACCUCCUGAAAUUAUUUUUAAGCCUUUGCCCCUCUAAUUUAAGACUAUGUCCUCUUGUUGUGGUAGUGUGUGUGUCAGUGAGCAUUCUUUAUCUCCUAUACAGAAGCCUCUCAGCCACGUAUCUUGCUAUAUAGCAGCACCUUGCGCUGGAUGCAGAAUUUUUGGGCUACGUGGAGCAGUGUUACACGACCUAUCUGCCGAGGGAAGCUCUUUCACAACUUGAAGCCAGGCAAGAAGAAGCUCGGGCAGCAUUACAAGCAGCUAUCUUACACAGCCUUGUUUCCACAGUUGCAGGUGAACUUGUCCCUUGUGGCUGAUAUUUCCAAUGAUUACUAAACUUUUUUCUGACUUUUCCUGUGUUACUAAUCCGCUUCACUUUUAGAUUCACUACUGGGCAUCGUUUGCACAGCAAAGGGGGAUCCAAGUUGAAUGCAGUCAAGGAGAAAUAUUUACCCGUGGUGUGCAAAGGCUUAUUCCACAAGGUAAUAUAAAAGAAGAUAAUGUAGGCAUAUUUUCAAAGAUAUGUACAUUACUUUGACUAUGUGGGCCUUAACAUACCCCCCAGGGAGCGUUGGUUCCUUGUGAUAUUAAUUUUGACUCCCUAAUUUCUUAGAGAACAUUACAUAACACAGUAUUUUAGAUGGAUGACAAAAGUUCAUAUGUAUUAUUAAAAUAUAUUUAUUUUGUUGGCAUGUGGCAGCCAUUAUACAUAAUUAACCUCAGAUGUUUAUGUGUGAUGUUCAUGUAUGUUUCCUGACUCACUGACUGUUUCUUAUGUUCUGGUAGCUGGGACUGUGAUGCGCCGUCUUAUAUCUGAGUGGAACGUGCCUCAGAUGACCAGCAAGUUAAAUGUGGUGACUGUACACCUCAUGGCUUCAACCUGUGAUGAGAAUGCUGACCACCAGCUGGACUGCCAAGUUCAGAAAACACAUCUCCUUAGCCUUUCCUCACUGAGCUAUGACAGACAGGUAAGACAAACAAAAAGCUAAAUUUAAUGUUAUUCAUUUUUUUUAUUAUUUGUGUUGCAUGUUCUCACCCAAUUUGGAAUGGUCCUCCCAUUACAGGAACUCUCUGCCACAGAUGAAGAAAAUGCCACCUAUACCCAUCGCUUGCAUCUGGUGGAUCUACGGGCCUCUUGGACAACACUAAACCGAGACAUUGCGUUUGGCCUGUAUGAUGGCUACAAGAAAGCAGCUGUGCUGAAACGCAAUCUGUCUACAGAGGCACUGAAAGGGCUUAAGAUUGACACUCAAAUUCAAGCCAAAAAACCAAAGCGUGGCUCCGUGCGCAACUUCCCCAGUACAAAAAAGGUCACCGCACCUGUUGUCACGGGAAGAACAGAAAGGUCACCGUCAGGAGGUGUGAGAAGCUUACAUGUUUCUGCUGUUUAUUUGGUAGUCCAAAAUUAGAUCAUAUUUUGUAAACCUCCAAACAUACAUCCGUUUGCUAGUUUUGUUAUUAGUGUUUGGUAACACAGGAGGCAUUUUUUUUUUUCACAUUUGUUUUUAUAGUGAUUUUAUCCUGGGUGUCUUAGAAAUAAUUAAUUAUACAUUAAAUAGUAAGGACAAGCAACUACCACCAAUGCAAACCAAUCAAUAAGAUUAAAUCAGAUUAGUUGAUGGGAACAAAAUAAAAUGGUACAAAUAGGCUCAUGAAGUGAAAGUAUUGGGGGGAAAUUUGUAUUGUUAGACAAGCUGGUUAUGUGAUAAAAUAGAAGUAAUGUAAUCAAGUAUGUUAAAAAAGACACUUUUCAGUGCAUAUGGAUAUAAUGCAUGAAAUAAACUAAACAAAUUAUAAAUAAACUAAACAAAUUAUAAAGAUACUCAUUAAGAUCAAAUCCUGCACUUGCUGCAGUGAUGUCUGCAGAGACUAGGAAGUGGCUGAGAUCAUCAAUCCAGGAUCUUCCAUUGUUUUUAAUGUGAGCACUAUACAAAUACAGUUCAGGGUUUAUGUGAUAUGUAGUAUAGAUAUGAGCUGUUUACGGAAAGUUGUACAGCCACUUGUACAGUGUUGCUCUUGCUAAUAGUUGCGCAAGUUGUCCAUGCUUAUGUCAGCUAUGCAGCUUUUUUUCACAGAAAACUAUUCUGAAGAUGUCUACAUGAAUUCUUCAUGCUUCUCUUGCAGGGGCGGACAUGCUGCAGAAACUGAUAGAUGAGACCGAUAAGUUUGUGGUGUUCACAGAGGAGGAAUCUGGAGUGAGCGAGCAGCUUUGUGGCAAAGCUCCUUGUCAGGACAAAGACAUCUAUAACCACAACUGGCUCAUUGAGCUGGUUAACUGUCAGGUAACUGUCACAGGCAAUAUUUGCCAGUCCACUCAGGGCACUUUUUAUGGCUUGAAACAGGCCAAGCUUAUACAUACUGCUAUUUUCUUUAGCCUGUUCCAUAUCCUGCUUGUGUGGCAAGAGCUAAAUAAAUCUAUAAAACUUUUAAGUAAAAAUACAGCAGUGGCAUUGUUCUUCCUGUUUUUACAGAUGGUUCUUAGAGGAGCAGAGACAGAGGGAUGUGUCAUUGUAUCUGCAGCAAAAGCUCAGCUCUUGCAGUGCCAACAUUAUCCCUCCUGGUAUGGAGACACCCUGAAGCAGAAAACAUCAUGGACAUGCCAGCUUGACAGUAUGCAAUAUUUUGCCACCACCGAGAGCAGCCCAAGUGAUGGAGAAGACAGCCAACAAUGGUUAGAGGUCAGUCUACCAAGACCUCAUCCAUUAGCUUGGUCUUGUUAUACUCAGCGCUAUGUUAUGUAUGUGUCCAAUUCUAUGCUGUUUUAAGAUGUGUUAAUACUGUAUAUUAACAUGUUUCCUUUAGGUGAAGAACAUAGAGGAGCAUCGUCACAGGAAUCUAGACUCUGUGCAGGAACUCAUGGACAGUGGUCAGGCUGUCGGGGGCAUGGUUAGCACUACCACAGGUCAGAAAUUCGGCAGUGCUUUAAAAGCAUUCCUCAUUUGCCAGUCUUAUUAUUUUUAUAAUGUGCUUCUCUAAAACCAACUUCCACAAUACUGGAUCUUUUAGGUAAAGAUCAUAAUAACUUAAAGUAACAUUUCAAUUAAGAAUUAUGUGAUUACAUAUAUAUAUUUUUGUAAAAUAUGAUUGGUUCCUUAUAUAGGAUUUUGGGCCCUCAUUGUUACUUUGUAAAAAAUGUUAUACUCAAUUAAACUUGCCUAUUCCAGUAUCAGGACAGACUCCUGACUGCAGUUUCAUCCUUCUCUUGUAAACUCAUCAAUCCUGAGGAUAUUUGUCCUAUCCGAUGCUCUUCAUAUUAUAGCACGGUAAGGCGUGGGAAUUACAAAAUGUAAAGAGUGCUGUUUUCCAGCUGUCUCUUUAUUUCAGCAGACUGCUGCAUAUAGUAGGUUUUGAGAGCCUUGUAAGUGUACAGAGAACAGUGUCUGGUGAAACACAAAAUUUGGAGGAGGAUAUGGAGAAAUCAAAACCAUAGUUGAAGAUAGGAGAACUGUGUUGGUAUCAAUUCCUGCCAUAGAAAACCUUUCUCACAAAAUGCACCCGAAACAAAUCAUUUCAGUGACCAUAAACAUCAUAUUUUAGGAUACUUGCUGUCUAGCUGUCCAAGUUCUCAAGGGACAUUUAUAAUCAAGGAUUUAGGUAUCUCCCAUUCCCCGUUCCAGUGGGGUUACUGACUAGACCUUGGUCGGUGGUGUGCCCUGGAUUAGACUCACUGGGCUAAGAUAUCUAAAAUAUAUAUUAACUAUGCUAAGCGAAAUGGUUUGGAAGAUAUGAGUUUUCUGAACGUGGUUGAAUAUGGCAGGAGUUGAUAUUACAUUUAGUUCUCAAAAUAUAGAGCAGCUCAGACAAAAUUAUUGUAUUCUAGUUAGCAGGGAUCUGAUACGAGAGGUGGGAAACCAGAGAAGCAGAGAAGCUCUGCUGAGGGAAAUUUGCCAUUUAAUGUAAUGGCAACGAUACAUGUAAAACCUUGAUUUGAACAGGAAUAUUUGGAAUUUCAUGGCCUUUAAGAUUAUAAUUGGUUUUAUAUGUAGAAUUUCCAGAUCAAGAUAUGUUCUUUGUGGCUAUAUUAAGGAAUGUUGUCGAAGAGAGAAUGGGAUACCACAUUACAAUUUGUGCUCACCGUAGGCUUAUUAAUGAAUGUCCAUUUCAUUGAAAAAUGAAAGAUACCGAUCCAAUGCAACACAUUUUAGCAUUAUGUCAUGAUUGGUCUGAAAUGUGCUUCUAGGGAAUUUCCUUAAUUAAAUGUGUUAUUUAUAAGUGAGUGAAGGAUAUAUAUCCUCUGGAUGACUUUAUUGUAUCUUGGUAUGUCUUUGAUUUGUUCUGAUUUGUUUAUUUUGUUAACCAGCAGUAAAAGCAAAAAUAGGAAAUGUUGUGGAAAAGGAAUCACUCGCAUAUAUCACCAGAAGCGAAAACAACUUGGGGAACAAGUAGAAUGUGGAAUACAACUGCUUUGAAUCUCUCAAUUCACUUCAUAGGGAUUUAUGGUUACGAUAAAAUGCCAGCAAAAAUGAAUGAAUUGUCUGUAGGUUAGAUGGUGGGAUUUUAGUCGUCUAUUUUUUUGCUGUUGCUUUUUUUCUUCCCCUGUCUGUCACUCUGAGCUAUCCUGUCUGGACCAGCUGGCUGGGUGGGUGUUUCAGUAAGUUUGAUAUUUUUAUUUUGGCAAAUAGUUUGCUUUCUGCAGAAUGGUAGGAUUGAGUGAGCUAGUGCUAUUUUGCUAAUUUGCUUAUGGGGUUACAUAAUGCACAUCUUCCUAAAACCAACGUUUUCUCCUGUCAUAGACUGGAGUCAUCCGGCAGAGGCUCAGCAAAACCAACAGGUGCAAAGGAUCAUUUCUCGUUGUAACUGCCACAUGUAUUACAUCAGCUACAGCCAUGAUAUUGAUCCAGAGCUGGCAAUGCAGAUUAAACCUCCAUCAACACCUACACAUCCAGAGAAGGAAGAUUUAUUGAAAGGACAAGAGGGUAUGUGGAUUGCAUUUGUUUUGUUUUUCUAAGUGAUGCAUAGAACGGGGCGAUCGUAUAUGUAGAUUUGUUUAAAAAAUUUGGCAAUUGUGGACCUGUAAUGAAGAAAAAUUAUUGGAGAUUGUGAAUUUGUUGUGAAUCCAUGUAUGGGAUAGAAAUAUAAAUAGUUUACUUGAUUGAUGAAAAGAGGAGGGUGUGGGGAGUAUUUUCGCAGUAUGUUAGAGGGUGAGUGGUUGAGUAGAUGGAGUGUGUGUGGAAGAUAAUAGAAUGUAUAGGAUGGGAUUGUGUCUGGAUUAUCUGAGUCAAUAACAGGUAACUGUUUUUGGAAGUGCACUUAUCUGAAGAGAUUGGGCUCUGAAAAGCAAGUGUGUCCAGUGCAGAAAGGUUUGUGAAAUGCGUCUGGUAGUGAUUCAGUUAAUGCAGCGCCCGGGAGAAUUUAAGUGGUGUAUUUGUGGAAGGAGUAUGUAUAGAGUCUGUUUUCUUGAAAUAGUGCAUUGAAGGAUAGAAGGGCCUUGAGUGGUACUAUGUGUAAAAGCUGGGUGAAUUUGUAAAAAUAAUGAGGAUGUGGAGUGAAUUUGUGUUAAUAGUGAGCGUGGAGGUUGGUGAAGGUUUGGUAGUAUUGUAUGUGGAGGCGGGGAGGGAUGGAUUUAUGGUAAAAGUUCAUGUAGAGGAUGGGUGAAUGUGUGGUAAUAGUGAAAUAUAGAAACCUAGAAUGUGACGCCAGAUAAGAACCACUCGGUCCAUCUAGUCUGCCCAAUUUUCUAAAUACUCUCAUUAGGUCCCUGGCCUUAUCUUAUAGUUGGGAUAGCCUUAUGCCUAUCCCACGCAUGCUUAAACUCCGUCACUGUGUUAACCUCUACCACUUCAGCUGGAAGGCUGUUCCAUGCAUCCACUACCCUCUCAGUAAAGUAAUACUUCCUGAUAUUAUUUUUAAACCUAUACCCCUCUAAUUUAAGACUAUGUCCCCUUGUUGUGGUAGUCUUUCUUCUUUUAAAUAUAGUCUCCUCCUUUAUUGUGUUGAUUCCCUUUCAUGUAUUUAAAUGUUUUUAAAAUAAUCCCCUGUCUCAUCUUUCCUCCUGAGUGUGAAGGCUUGGUGAAUGAUUGGUAGUAGUUACAUGGAGGUGGGAAAAAUGUGGGAUAUAGUGCAUGGUGAGGCUAGGUAACUGUGUGGUGGUAGUGUCCAGACAGAAGAUACGUGAUAAAUAAGUAAGAGGUCUGAAGAAAUAGAGAGAUACUCACAGUUUGUCUUUGAUUGCAGCAGCUGCAGAUACUUUUACACUAAAACAUCAGCAUCUGGAGAUAUCCACCAACCCUGCUCAAUAUGCUAUGAUUUUGGACAUCGUCAACAACUUGUUACUACAUGUAGAACCAAAGCGAAAGGUAUGUUAUGCAGAUGUUCUAUAAAUUGCAGUCAUAGUUAGCCUGAAGCACUGGCAAACAAUAAACAAGUUUUGGAAGUGAUAAAGCUUGGUUGGUUGUUUUUUUCUUGACGAUUCAAACACUACAGAUUAGAUAUUGUCAACUAUUUACCAACUUUGUAAGUUCUUGAUGUUUUGUAUGUUUGAUCCUUUUCAUGUUUGUAGUAAAUGUAUGUUGAUAUCUGCAAUGAAUUCACAAUGAAUGUUGUAACAGCCAUCUGCAAUACAAAGAUGGCCUACCCUUUUCUUUAUCCUCUGUCCUCUCUAAACCUAGCCUUUAAUUCUAUAGAUAGCUUAUAGAGGCUGUAGAAUGCUCCAUUUUAAGAUUAUCGAAUCAAAGAUUUCAGUCUGCUAGUUCUAGAGGAAUUUACUCCCAGUUUUCUACCACCUCAUGACUUUCAGGAACACAGUGAGAAGAAGCAGCGUGUUCGUUUCCAGUUGGAGAUCUCCAGCAAUCCAGAGGAGCAGCGCAGCAGCAUUCUACAUCUUCAGGAAGCUGUGCGGCAACAUGUCCUGCAAAUACGCUUGCUGGAGAAACAAAUGUACUUAAUCAUGAAGGUUAGCACAUAAACCACAGAGCUACACGUUGACACACUUAUGAUGUAUGUGUAUUAAUCUAAAUAAAGACAUCUGCAUUCAAAGUGAUAACAGAUAAUCAUUCCUCUCUCAGUUACUGCAUGAUGAAAGUAAGAAUGAUUCUCUGCAUGAGCAGCAUCAGAAGCUCCAAGGCCAGUUAUGUCGGGAGAAGAUGGACCUGCAGCAGAAGAGUGAGGAGCUGAACAUUCUAAUCAGGUAAUGUGACUGGAGGUCACAACCUCAGCAGAUCAGCAAGAGCUCAUAUGCCCAGCCAUGGACUUCUCAUAUCAGCAAUGCAUUAUGGUACUUGACACCAGUCAGUGUAUCAGUCAUUACAGUGCCAUAAUAUUGAAUAUAUAUUUAAAUACGGCAUAAAUAUGUGCAUUUGGAUCUAUAAGCUUGGUUGGAACUAGUCUUUUACUAUGAAUUAUGCCCUGUUUUACUUAGUAUGAUAUGUAAGGGCUGUUGUUUUUUAUAAGGCAAUUUUAUGUGCUAUUUACAUUUAUCUUGGGUCAAUUUUCAAUGAAAAAUCAAUCCUGUUAAACCAUUAAAAAAAAAAAAUUAAAAAUGAAGAAGCUCUGCUUCAGGAAUCUUUGUCAAAACAUUUUCUUACAGCACAGUUCUCGGAGGAUUAUUCACUAAACUCCAUAUUAGCACAAAUUAAAUCCACAUGGAAAAACUGAGGCAAAAAAUAGCCAUGUUGUGGCUAUUAUAGAUUUGAAGAAUGUUUCCAGAUCAGCUAUUUGUGUGUCCUAUUUUCCAUUUGGAGUUUAUUGAAUAACCCUUGUAUACUAAACAACUGUAGCAGGUAAAAUACUAAAUUGUUGACAGAUUUUAAUAAUGUAAUUGUAAUUGUGAUUCCCAUGUUCCUUUUGUAACCAUUUCUUGUUUUCUGUGAUGGUAUUACCAAGAGACAACUGAUCAGUUUUUUAUUUUAUAGGUGCCUAGAUUGUCUCUUUAAGUCUAAACGAACAUAUGCCAUAAAUGUUAAGCAGUGGUUAUAAAUCGUAUAAGGAGGCUAAAUGCUAAAAGAGAACAUCCUUUAUUUCAGAUGUUUCAAAGAUUUCCAGCUACAGAGAGCAAACAAAAUGGAACUGCGCAAGCAGUCAGAGGACGUGAGCGUGGCACGUCGCACUGAGUUUUACUUUGCACAGGCACGGUGGCGUCUUACGGAGCAGGAUGGGCAGCUGGGCAUUGCAGAGCUAGAGCUACAGCGAUUCCUCUAUAGCAAGGUACUAGGAUCAGCCUACAACCUAAGAACUUGACAUAUACAGUACAAUUUGGAUGUUGUAAUCACAUUAAAGGAUUUAUCUUUUUCUGAAUGCAAAUAUAAUUCUAUUCUUUAAUGGGCAAAUGAAGGAUUCAUGGUAGGUAUAAUUUGUAGUAGAUCAUAGUUAUAAAUUACAUUUUCACAACCAUAUAGAAUUUAGUUUAAUGAAAACAUGUUUAGUGUCAAGCUCCUACCACCAUGUUUGCUUGUAGGAUGUUCCAUGCAUUUAAUAUUAUUUUUGUGUAAUAUUGUACUGGGAUUAUCCACUAAACCAGGAAAAGUCCAGAGCAUUGCGCAUACUAGGCCAAAAUAAGACCAGCUGAAUAAUGGGAUAAUAUUUCAAUAUGGCUAUUUUUUGGGGGGCUUAGAAUUUGCAACAUCUCGGUUAGUUCCUGACAAUAACCAGUUCAGUGAAUAUCCCUGAUUAUGUUGCCGACAACCUUCUACCCAUAUAUCUUCACAGUAUAUUCUGUCUUUUUCUAGCAUUUGUCUUAUAAACAGUGAUAGAACAUUUUUUUUUUUUUUAUGAGCAGUAAUCAAACUGAGGUAUACGAGAUGUAUUUGUUAACAACUGAUGGACCUAUACUUUAAUCAGACCAUGUAAAACCAGAGACCUCUUGCUGCUGGAGGAAUUAUUCAGAAAAUAGACCCUGGGUACAUAUAAAAUCCUAAAAACUAUACUGCAAAGCAUCAUGGGAGGUGUAGUCCAAAACAUCUGGAGUGCCAAAGAUACCUGGUCUACACUAUGUGUUACUGACAUAGAAAGGACAAUUGGGCCAACAUUUGGGUUGGGAUUCAUAAGCAGUUGAAAAUUAUCAUAACUUUUGAGGUGCCAUGUAGGUUAGCAGUACAUUAAUACUGACAAUAAUUUGUUUUCUUUAAACUUUUAUUCCAUUUAUAUAUUUAAUUGUGAAAACAAUGCAGAAGAAUGUUGUUCUAUUACGCUCAUUAAGCUAAUGUAUUCCAUUUGUCCUUCAUAGGUCAAUAAGUCUGAUGACACUGCAGAACAUCUGUUGGAGCUGGGUUGGUUUACCAUGAACAAUCUGCUGCCCAAUGCAGUCUAUAAGGUGAGAAGCACAUCUUGGCUCAUGGCCUGUGGAAUGGUGGUGGCCAUUAUGACUUUUGCUAAUAUUGUGGAAAAGCAUUAUAACUCUAUGUGCUUUCUCAUAUAAAAAACAGACCGGUGUCUGCAUUUUUUUAAAUAAAUGGGGUAGAGAAUUUUCCAAUCCCGUUUGACAAAAAUUAGAAAAUUGGUUUAGUGAAUUAUAUAAAUCAUUCCGUUGCCAGCUGUCCAUUUCCUUUCCAACCUGCCCAUGCAUUCACUGUGCUCACAAGACUUCACUAGCGUAUAACAUGUCGUAGACAAUAGGCACAUGAAUGUUGUUGACUCAAGAUGUUUUUUAUACAUAUUUGCACUUAUAUUUGUGUAUAUAAAUUCUUUUAUUGGCUUUGCACAUAUUAAAUAUUGCCCAGUUUGUUGAACCAUUCUUGUAGGCAUUAUCUGAAAAAAAACACUAUUGCACUUUAAUUUAUGCACUUUGAUUAAGCCAUUGAAGUUGAGGAUUAAUAUUGCAUUUUAUAAGAGUAUUCACUUUCAUUUUAUUAUUUACACUAUUCAAGUGGGAGAUCAUUGUUGCAUUUUAGUGUUCACUUCGAUUUUCGACACUGAAAUAAGAACUAAAUAGAUCUGACGCCUCCAUUCCUUUUUAUUUGUUUUGCUAAGAAAAACAAAAUAGUAGAUUGUUAUCAUGAAAAAUAUUAUUGGAAAAUAUCAAGAUAAAGCAAAACGGAGUCAUUUAUGUAGUCUUUAUACAAGUGUGACUCAUCCCUGAAGUCUGUGCAGUGUUGUAGCACAAAUAAAACUAGAUGUAUUGUUAUUGUGAGAGGUGCAUUAAGAUACAUUUUUUUUCACCCAGAUUUCCAUUAUGUUUUGUGUUUGUACUUUGCAGGUAGCGCUACGUCCACAGAGCCCAGGACAGUCAGGGAGACAGCUUGCACUGAGACUGUUCAGCAAAGUUCGUCCACCUGUAGGCGGUAUUUCCAUUAAAGAGCACUUUGAGGUAACCACUUUCGUUAUUGGUCCAGAAGCUCCGCUGGAGCUCAUAAAUAUAACCUUUACAGUGUACUUACAUUACACGUGAUUUGGAUAAAUCUUUGGAUGUUACUACUACAUUGUCAUGUUAAACAAAAGUGUGGUACUUACCAUUUCUUUUCCACUUUUAAAAUGACUUUAGACUUUUUUUUUCUUUCCAAGAGAAAUGAGGCAUUCCAUAGAUCAUAUUUUCCUAGUUGUCCAUUAAUAUAGACUCUGAUAUGUCCACUGGUCUUUUCAGCCAUAAUUCUAUACAUAUCUGUAUUCCUAACACUACAGUCCUCAUGCGCAUAUUCAUCCCAUCCCCCAUCUGCACAAAAUCAAAUAAUAAACAAAAUUACUCACCAUUUCUUCAAUGCUGAGUCCCCCUCAGUGCUGCCGCGACCACCUCCUCGAGUUGUAUCAUCCAGGAUCACAGGCCAAUCCAAUGGAACGUAGAGGCAAACGCAGUGCUCACUGCAAUGUGCUCCAUUAGGAAUCAUUAUAUUCAAUGAUUCUGUACAGUUGACCGUGACUGCAGUGCACAUGCGUGUUUGACGUCACCAUAUGAGAGUCGGGGAGUAAGAUUUCUAUCACGGCCAGUAUUAAGUAUUAAGUUUUUCAGCAAUUUGAGCCAUUGUAGCUGUGUUCGGACCAGACAGGUUAGCUUUCGCUCCCUAUGUGCAUUAAUGAGCCUUUGAUGCCCAUGACCCUGGUGUCAGUUCACUGGUUGUCCAAUUUUUUUAGGUACUAAACAUAACAUACCAGGGACAGCCCACAAGACUUGCCAUUUUGGAGGUGCUCUGACCCAGUCGUCUCGCAAUCAAUAUUUAGCCCACCUAAAAGUCACAGAUCUCUUUGCUUGCCCAUUUUUCCUGAUUCCAACACAUGCAAUUCAAGAACUGACUAUUCCCUUACUGCCUAAUAUAUCCCACCCCUUAUUGUAACAAUAUAAUCAAUGUUAGCCACUUCACCUGUCAGUGGUAUGUGUGUCUGUAUGUGUUUUUAGAUACAUAUAUAUUUAAUGUGUGUGUACAACACAUGCUCCUGGUAUGUUUGUAUAAUUUAAGGUUUCAGUUUAUUCUAUGGUAGUGUUAUGUGCAAUAUAAGCUAUAAUGGUGGUAAGGAGAGUAUAUGCUUUCUUUUGGUUGGUUUCUUUUUUCCUUUUUAAUCUAUUUAUAGACUGCUGCAGUUUGCUGAGAUUUUCAUGCAUUGGUUAUUUGGAAGAGCAUAAAGUGAAAACUCCUUUGUCUCCUAUUGUAGAUAAAUGUGGUGCCUCUGACCAUCCAACUCACGCACCAGUUCUUCCACAGAAUGAUGGGUUUCUUCUUUCCUGGGCGCAGUGUGGAGGAAGAGGAAGUAGGUGAUGAAGAGGAUAAGUCCAAACUCGUCACAACAGGUGAGUGCCCAGACUCUGCUGUGUAGCUGAAAUGUUAGUGCUGCGACUGUAACUGCGUGCUAUGCAUUGUGGAAAACUGAGAGCUAGACCUGCUACAGUGUCAUGUGCUAGACACUGGGGGCUGUGCAUGGUUGCCCCCUCUCCCCCACAACUCAAAGCUUUGGUCUGAAACCAAACGACGUAAAUCUACACAUUGUGCUAAAUCACCAACAAACGUACAGUCAGAAUAUUAUGAUUACCUUCUGUUCGUACACUGAAGCUGACAGGACCAAAUCCCUAUUUUCCUUAAUGAAAAGAUAAAUUCCCAUUGAUUCCUUUUUUGAUUGAUCUUUAGGAAUAAUUGAAUAAAAGCAGAAAAAUACAUAUUACCAUGUCCAGUUGUAAUUCUUUACUGUACAUUGCAGGCAUGCCUGUAAUGAAACCACGGCAGCUAAUUGUUGCUGAAGAUACUGUGUCCCUUGGGCCAGGGAAAGGAGGUGGUCAGGGAUUGAACAGGACAACUGGAGUUAGAAGAUCUUUCCGAAAAGCACCUGAGGUAAAAAAAUAAAAGAAAAAAAAAUUGUGUUCCUAAAAUUAAGAAUAAUAUGAGAAUUCAUCCAUCAAAACUUUAAUUUGCCUAUUUGCUUGUGUACGAGACAUUCCCCAUGUUCCGUGUGCUGUCUUUUUUUUUCAUUUACACAAACUCUGUUUACUGUUCAGUAGACAUGCUGCGGCAUGAAUCGGAUCGGAAUUUCAUUCAUUCGAAUGAAAUUUUGAACCGAACAAAAUGCACAAAUUUCAUCCCAACACGAAUGGGCAAAUGUUCGACAUUCUGUUAGGAUGAAAAUCGGUGAAUUCGCCGGUGCCGUGUCUAAAUGACAGCACGUUCGAACUGUGAAUGAAGCAACUCUAGAAUAUGGAGUAGAAGAGGUGAGUAUUGUAGGACAAUUUAUUUGACCACAGGAAAUGGAGUGGACUUAAGCUCCUCCUUUGGUCAAAGAAGGUCAAGCGUAGGAAAAAUACAUAAGGCAAAGUAGAUCUAUGAGAGGAGGAGAAGAGGAAACCAUAGGAGAAAGGUAAGUUUGGCAUGACUGUGCUGCUUUAAAUUCCAAGCAAUAUUUAAAUAAUUUUGUGUCUGACUACAUUUUCCUGUAGCAGUUGUUUUAAUAUUCUGUGUUUCCAACAGCAUCCUGUGGAUGACCUGGAUAAAAUGAAGGAGCGAGCGGCAAUGAACAAUUCUUUUAUCUACAUUAAAAUACCACAGGUGCCUCUGUGCGUUAGUUACAAGGUAUGUAAAAGGAUUUCUAGAAAUUGCUAAUUUGUGUAUGUAAAUUUCAAGCAAGUUACAGAUUAUAUAUUGAAUCCUCCACCAUCUGCUUACCAACAGUAAGACCAUAUAGAGAAAGUACUAACUUGUGUCAUCUGUGAGCUUGUAUGUAUAUUUUUAUUCACAAGUUCCAGCAAAAUAUAUAAACACAGGAAACGUAGACACAUUGUAUUUUAAAAUGGGCAGUAGAAGAAAGGACAUGUUUGGGAGACAAUGAUGAGAAGGUUUGGAAUGCUACAUCGAAGGGCACGCAAUGGGUAGUAGAAUAACAUGUAUUUCAGGAGAGAAAAUUGUGUGACUGAGCAGGCAAUCCAGCAAUGCAGAUGUAAACUUAUAGUUUAUAAUAGAGGUAAUUAACUGGAUAUUGUAAUAAAAUGAAUGGAACGUAUAACUAAUACCUUACUUCAGAGUCCCAGUAGUACAAAAUAGAAAAUAGCAGUGACAUCCAAUCGAAAUGUGUUCGUUCAGCAACAUGACAAUUUUUCAAUUCUUGUUUUAAGUGACCAUUUGCAUGUUUUGUUGUCUUUUUUUGUACAAAAUGAUGGAACGUUUCUUUAUAUCUAUGUUAAGAACACUAGUGGCUCUGUAUAGCAACUACUUUAUAUGCCUGUGACAAAUAGUGAUAAAGUAGAGCGCUAAAAAAAAUUGCUAGUGCAUUUAUAUUUUGGAUAUUUUGCUGGAACUUGUUUACAAAUUAAAUUAUUCAUUUAAAGGGUGAAAAGAACAGUGUGGAUUGGGGUGACCUUAACCUAGUGUUGCCAUGCUUGGAGUACCACAACAAUACCUGGACGUGGCUGGACUUUGCCAUGGCAGUUAAAAGAGACAGUCGGAAGGCUCUGGUAGCUCAGGUAAGUGUAGCUGUCAUUAUACUGGCAGAUGAUGUCUAUGCUGAAUAUGAAAUUGUUUGUUUCUCAGUUUGAGCUUCUGUUGAGCUUUCAAGAUGCUACAAAAAGCCCUUUCAAUAUUUCCUUUAUUCUUAGAUUCCAGGUGCCCAGUUUGAAACAUUUUAAAUUCAUGUCUUCCUAUUAGCUGGUUCUAUGUGUCUGCAGUUUUCCGUUACAUUUAUUUCUUUAUUUAUGGGGUCUGUGGAUUAACUGCCCCACAAUUUUUAGAAUCUAGAUUCCUAGUCCUGCUAUUUACAGUACGCCCCCCUGACUCCAGAGUCUUUAACACCAUACAGUACCUAGCCGAACUAAUUCUAUUGUGUAAACCUUUCUAUAAUGCAGAACAUAAUUCAAUGUCAUGUGAUGGGUGCCCACAUGGGUCAAUUGCUAGUGCACGCAUGCUAGUGUCAUACACAUGCAAGCACACGCAGGCCCUCUUUACUUUUGAGGGCUCAUUUAUUCAGUAAAACGGUGAUGAUUUAGUAAGCAGUAGUAGUGAAUAAUAAAGUUAUAUUUUGUCUGAAAUGCUACCCUGAACUCAGUGCUCAGAAAUAAACAAACAUGAUAAUAGUUAUUUCCUUCCUUCAUUCUCUCCCCCCACAUCCUAUUUUUUUUUUUUUAUUUAAAGAAUUAUUACAUGAAAACAAUAUUUACCCCUCUGAGUCUUGUUAAAUGUUUGCUACUGGAUCUAGAAUAAGGAUGUUAGUCACUAGUUUUGUCUUCUUAGCACAAGAGGCUGUCUGUGCCUUACUAGAAAUUGGCCAUGUCUGCCCGUACUAACUGUAUUUUCACUACUCCGUAGGUGAUUAAGGAGAAAUUGCGCUUAAAGCCAGCUGCAGGAGCCGAAACCAAAGUUAAGGGGGAGACAAAACAGGAUAUGAACCAACAGGAGGAGGACGAGAAGGCCCGACUGCUCAUUGGACUAAGCAUGAGUGACAAAAACCCCAGCAAGAAAUCAUUAUUAUUUGGAAGGCGGAAAUAGGCCAUAGGUGUGAACCUUUGAAGAUCACUUUUCCUUCACAGAUAAUACACACUGUGGAAACCGUACCCAAUUGUUCUGGCCUACACAGAGUCUUAAAGUCAGUUACUGCUACACAGAUAAAUUAUGCUUUGGGCAAUGGCGUUCAGAAUAGGAUGAUGUUAUCAGCUAUUCUAGCUUGGGGUCUGUAAGCUGGAGAAUCAAGGACAUUAUUCCUGUCUGUCUGAUUGCUGCAAUCACCAAAGUAGAUUUGGUGAUAAGAAAAGAUUGAUUCUCUGUAGAUUCUAAUAUAAUACUAAUAUCUUCCGCCUCUAUCACAGCAGUCUUUUUCCACUGGACAUAUUCCUGUAAUUAUGACACAAAUCCAGCCUUCAUUUCUAUCCAGGGUGUUGUAAUCAGAAAGUACAUUCAGUGAAUGUUAUUUGCGUGGACACAUCUGUCCGUUUAUAUUAUAAAAUAAAAUUACAUAUAAAUAAACACUGCUGGGCAAUUAUCCUACAUCUUUUGCAUGUGUGUGGAAAGUAGAUUGUGGCUAAUGCCAGCCUGGCACAGAAGAAGGGGAGGUAUGUAUAACAUUAAAUAUUACCCUAAAGGCAGUGUCACAACAUGCAUGGCUAUCUUCAGAAACAUGUUCCCAGCAGAGUUAAUGCAAAUAAUGUGUGUAGCCCACAUUGCCUGUUUGUAUGAGCCAAUUGUUUGCACAUGUCGGACAACAGCCCAGUUAUAAAUGUGUUGAACCUGGAGAUAAUACGGCCGCGUACGAACACAAAGGGAAGGUCGAGUACUAUAACUGGAGAGGGCUAUUUGUCCUUCCUCAGCCUUUUAAAGCAUCAGGGCAUAUCCUCGUUAAGAAUAGUCAGCAGCUGUUAAGUGCGGCAACGCUGGAGAAAUAUUUAAAUUACCUACAAAUUUAUGUGCAUAUUUAACAAUAUAUCCUACUUAUUCACAAACAGAUUGUGCCUGUGCAGAAGGCAAGCUUAUCUUAAGUAACACGUUAAAUCAUUUUCUACAAGCAGGUGACAGUAGCAUACAACGAGAGUAUAGUUCCCAUUUGUGUGAUUGCUACUGACCUCUCUCUCUGGGGAUAAAACAUUAUAGAAGCAGGCAAAUAAUAAACUAUUGACGAUUCCUGGUGAAUAAUCUAUUUACAUGAAGUUAGUAAUUCUAAUGCAGACAUAUUUCUGUUAUUGGGUCUAUAUUGUUUUUUUUUUAUUAUUUUUUUCCUUACCUAAUUAUUUUUGUUUCGCAAAAGUAGGGGAUUUGUGCAUUUCUACAAACCUUGCAGAGUUGGUUUUGCAUUUGUCACCGUGCAUUGGAUGAUUAUGGUUUAAAAAGAGCAUUAUUUGCAGAGGUGGUGUUUAACUUUUUUUAAUAAUAGAAAUACAUAUUUGUAUGCAUUAAGAUGGGGGUGAUUGCAGUUGAUGCUGCUACAUUGUUAUAUAAACUCCUUACUCUCAUCUGCAAACGUUUGCACUUUUUCGUAUGGAUUGCUCUCCACCAACAACAAUUAAAAAUCCUAUUGUUACUUUUAAAAAAAAAA